AUGCUGCCGUCGCAGGAGGCCUCGAAGCUGUACCAUGACAACUACAUGCGGAACUCGCGGGCCAUCGGCGUGCUGUGGGCCAUCUUCACCAUCUGCUUCGCCAUCAUCAACGUGGUGGUCUUCAUCCAGCCCUACUGGAUCGGCGACAGCGUCAGCACGCCCAAGCCGGGCUACUUCGGCCUCUUCCACUACUGCGUGGGCAACGAGGGCAACAACCGCGAGCUCACCUGCCACGGCUCCUUCGCCGACUUCCGCAGCAUCCCCUCGCGCGCCUUCAAGGCCGCCUCCUUCUUCGUGCUGCUCUCCAUGGUGCUGAUCCUGGGCUGCAUCACCUGCUUCUCGCUCUUCUUCUUCUGCAACACGGCCACGGUCUACAAGAUCUGCGCCUGGAUGCAGCUGCUGGCAGGUAAGGGGGGAAGCGGGGCCUCGGGGGACCCCUCCCCACCCAUACACAACUCUCUCUGCCCCCACUACACACCCCCUCCCCAAAGGACCUUCCUCACCCCCCACACAAGCCAACCCAAAUUCCAAAGGAGGGAGGGGAAGAUGUCAAGAUGGGGAAGAGUGGGGCGCUUGCCCCCCAACUAGGAUGGAACAGUGGGCAGAAUUGGGAUAACCAGAAGUUUCUGUGUCCGGGUCGUUUGGCUAAAUGGUGAUGAACCUGCUUUUAAGUGGGCUGCAUGGGAGGAAGACACACAGCGAGUUAGGCUAUUUUGGAACAUUUAGUUGUUGCAGUCUUGUGCCGUAAAGGGAUACCCGUUUUCCCGGGGCAGGAGGAGGCCAACAGAACCAGGCUUGAAAGCUCCUUUCCACUGGUUUGAUGAGACUGAAGGUUUGAUGAGACCCACUUUAAGCCAAUGUGGUGACCUCCACACAUUUUGGGACUCCCAUCAGCCCCAGUCGGCAUGGCGGUUGGGUCAGGCAUGAGUGAGAGUUGUAGUUCAACAACAUUUGCAGGGUGCCAUAUUGGAAUGGAAACUCUAGGGCCUAGAAAGACUUGCUAGCCUAGGCUCCAGAGUGCCCUGGUAAGUACUGGAAGAUAAGUGUUUCACUAAGCUUGUGGAAUGUCUCUGGCUCUUGUGAGGUUGGGUGUAUGUAUGUGUGUGUAUACACACCACAGUAUGUAUAGUAAUCUGCCUGUCGGUGCUUCUCAACGAAGUGUGAUAUGUGAAUCUUGAUGUAAUUUCCUCUGGGGUUAGGCUGAAAUAAAGGACAACGCUCUGACAUGCCUUUCCCUUUUCUCAGCGUUCAGAUAAAUUACUGGGAGCUCUUUUAAAGCUUAAACAGGAAAUUCCUUCAUCUUUAAUUUUAAAUGUAUCCAAAGAUGUAUUGAUUUAAAACCAGCUCAGAGACUAAAUCCUCACCGCAGGGAGCUGGGGAAAUAAUUCUCAGGAUUGGUCAAGGAUCUUGCUGCCUCCGUGGCCCUGUCCAGGGUGCUGAAGGCAUCAAGAGGCACUGACUGCACUGUGCAGAAUGUUGCUCGUUUGGUUGCAAUGGCUAGGAAGGCUAGGAGACAAGGAUCAUAACCAAAAGGCAUGGGCCCAGAUUUCUGGACUUUAGGUCAGAUAAUGCAGACCUGGAGACAGGUGUAAAUGACCAUGUAAGGGCUGCUCAAGUAGGAUCUGAAAGUCACUAUCCUGAAUUAAGGGGGGGAUCUCGGCAGGUGUAUAACAAAAAGGGUCAAGAAGGGUGCACAUCUCUUUUACAAAUAGGUGCAAGAAGGCUACCCCCUCCAUUGUAAAAGCAUUUUAAAGUUUAAGCUCUGGACUAAGUCGCAGGGACCAGCCUAAGGCUGGAAGACCUGAAUUUGAAAUGAGCCAAGAUGCCUAGCUGAGCACUGAAGGAAGAGGUGAUGAGUGAAUGUCUGAUUAGCAGGAAGGAUGUCUGUCUAAAAAGUGCAACUAGGCCUGGUUGGGUCAGUAAUAAGGUUUUUGUUGUUGUUGUUGUUGUUAAGGAUGGGAAUGGGGGGCAAAGGUGUUCAGGGUGCCUCUUCCUCGUGAUAGACCACAUUUUAAAUGAUGGGGGUCAGGAUAUGCUGUAGCCUCCCCAGCAAAGCACAGAGAUCCCAGCAAAGUUUCAAUUGCACUGCUAUGAAGGAGGUGUGGGUCGGCAGAGAAGCAAAGGUGGUUUUGGGUCAAUCAGGUGGGCUACUAGAGACCCAUAGAAGUCUAUACAAUCCACCCUCUGCUCUGCUUCAGGCUUUCCCAACCCAAGGCCACCCCCUCUGGAUGUUGCUGGACUACAACUCCCAUCAUCCCUAACCACUUGCCUUUCUGGCUGGGGCUGAUGGGAGAUGUAGUCCACAACAUCUGGAGGGCACCAGGUUGGAGAAGGCUCCUCAAUUUGUACACAGGCAGGGAAGCAAUUGCCUUUCCCUCUGCACUAGAUAUGGCCAGGGGACGUGAUGUUUGAAGGUAUGGCAUUAUUAUGUUUAGAUGUUUUUAAUGUUUUUAUCUUGAUAUUUUAUUUAAUGAGCUGGUGGUUCAUAAAUAUUCUUAUAAAUAUAAAUUUAAAAAAGUAUCUAAGGUUAUUGCUGGAACAUAUCCACCACUUCCAUGGAUAUCAAAGGCUCUAGAACAUUGUCCCUCCCUGUCUCCUCCCUUGGCUGCUGUUUUGUACAGCUCAGAUAUGGGGGAAGCUCUGUGGCCCUCCAGAUGUUUUCGGACUACAACUCCCAUCAGGCCUGACCACUGGCUGUGCUGUCUGGGGCUAACAGGGGAUUGGAAGUCAGCAGCAUCUGGAGGGCUGUCCACGUUCUCCAUCCCUGAUGUAGCGAAAAGCCCACAAUGCAGUUCCUGCAAACCCUUCUUAAGGCAAUAUCACCAUUGUCCUGCACUGUCGUGGGUCGGACUAGAUGACCCUUGGGGGACCCUUCCAACUCUGCUAUUCUGUGAUCAUGCAAUGAGAGGCUUGGUCUGGCAAUGAGACUGGAGGCCCCGAAAAGUGAGGUGAGCCCAGGUUGGUGCUCUCAACAUGGCAAACCUAGAUGCCUUGUCCUUGGUGGGCGGGAAAGGGUUACAGCACGGCCAAGUUUCCAGAUAAGGGCAUUCCACUCCCAAGCAGCACUUGGCAUAGCAGAUCGUAUGUAACCCUUCCCCACCUCCAUGGAUCCUUGCCAGAUUCCUUCAGUAGAUUCUACCCACAAACCAACAGCACCGUUCCCUAGCCAUUGUAGUGGAGAGUCAAGAAUAAGACACUACUGAGUGGAAACUGCUUGAUUCAGCUGCCAAAGAAUUAGCAGAGCACAUAAGGAGCAGAAGAGGCUGCAGUUUGGAGAGCCACGGAGGUGGUGUAAGGAUGGCAGUGGCAGGAGUGGAAUUUUCAGCAGAUAAAAGCUGUUUUCGGCCCAUUAACAGUCUUGUUCUAGCUAAUUGAUGGAUUAAUGAGCCAGUGGUGGUUCAUAAAACAGUUUUACAAUGGAGGCUUUAUUUAUCAAAGGUAGCAUUUUAUCUUGGCUAGGUAACACAGUCGAUUUAUUUAUUUAUUUGUGUAUUGAAAGGUGACGAGAUGUUCUCCGCUUGAGCGCGUUACUUACCUGACCCGAGUGCCUUAAUCUGAACUGGGAAACGCUGGAGCCCAGAUUGUUCGCAAUAAUGCCAGAGGCUCCAAACAACUGUUUCACAAAGCCCUGUUCUGUUUACAAUGAAUUAGUCCACUGAACAGGGCUGAUUUAAUUGAUUUAUCAGUUCAUCAUCUAGCUAAAUCAGCAAGCAUGCACAACCUGAGCAUGGUGGUGGUUGAGAAUUUGUGUAGCCCAUUCAAGCGGAUGCAUAAAUGAAGACACGGCCGGGGUAAUCUGGCUGUGGAAAUGACCACACAAAGCACAAACAUCAGCGCACAUCAGGUUAAGGAAUGGGACAGAUCAAGUUGGUGGACAGCGGAGACAAAAUGUUGAUCCUUUUCGAAUUCUGCACCAAUUAUAUGCAUUCCAGUAUAAGGCUGCCCAGGUGUCAUAAACAAAGUAAUAUACAGUGGUACCUUGGGUUAAGUACUUAAUUCGUUCCGGAGGUCCGUACUUAACCUGAAACUGUUCUUAACCUGAAGCACCACUUUAGCUAAUGGGGCCUCCUGCUGCCGCUGCGCCGCCGGAGCGCAAUUUCUGUUCUCCUCCUGAAGCAAAGUUCUUAACCUGAAGCGCUAUUUCUGGGUUAGCGGAGUCUGUAACCUGAAGCAUAUGUAAUCUGAAGCGUAUGUAACCUGAGGUACCACUGUAUGUGGGUGAACCUGCAUGAAUAACUGGUUUGUUUGUCAAAAAAUAAAGUUUUCCCCAAAAUAAAGUUAAUGAUUCUCCCCCCCAGCCACCCCCUGCCCUCUGGUUACCCAGGGGGAAAUGGACAGAUGGGGUUGAAAACUUCACCUGCCCAACCGCUUGCUUUAUUCUAAAAGCAGACCUUCAAGAAAAGCGGCUCACCAGAGAGUUGUGUUUAUUUUUAUUCCGGGAUCAGUAUUUGAGAAACUACAGAAACUUGAAUAAUUCCUCCUGCCACUCACCCACCCCAUCCAACAAAUAAUAGGAGGAGAGGUAUACAGGCAACUGCCCAUUUACACAUGUUCAAUAUGCGCACAACUAGUAAAUGUGCAUUACACCAAGCCCAGAAGUGAAUUUUAAAAAUCACCAAAACAUCUCCAGAAGAGCACAGAAAAGUCUGAAAAGGCACGAAAACAGCGCCUAGCAAUCCCAUAGCCCAGGGGUCAGCAAUCUUUUUCAGCCGUAGGCUGGACCACCGUCCCUCAGACCAUGUGGGGGGCCAGGCUGUAUUUUUUGGGGGGGGAAUGAAUGAAUUCCUGUGCCCCACAAAUAACCCAGAGAUCCGUUUUAAAUAAAAGGACACAUUCUACUCAUGUAAAAACAUGCUGAUUCCCGGACCAUCCGCUGGGCGGAUUGAGAAGGCAAUUGGGCCGCAUCCGGUCCCCGGGCCUUAGUUUGCCUACCCCUGCCAUAGCCUUUGCCAUUGCAAUCCCAAGAGCCUUUGCACUGACCGUUGAGGCCUGUGGUGUGUUGGAGUUUGAGGAAGGAGGUUGUGCGAGAGAGUUGGGUGUCAGGUAAGUACUGGUGGUUUUUUAAAGGUUUUCCAGAGAUUUAAAGGGUAUCUGCAGGAUUUUCUAAUGGGUGCUUCAAUGAUACACGAUUCCACGUAUGCGCCUGGUGCCUUGGAACGUAAGCCCUGCAUAAACGGGUAGCUGACUGUAUUAGUAGGGAUGCAGGUGGCACUGUGGGUUAAACCACAGAGCCUAGGAAUUGCCAAUCAGAAGGUCGGUGGUUCAAAUCCCCGUGACGGAGUGAGCUCCCGUUGCUUGGUCCCUGCUCCUGCCAACCUAGCAGUUUGAAAGCACCUCAAAGUGCAAGUAGAUAAAUAGACACCACUCCGGUGGGAAGGUAAACGGCAUUUCUGUGCGCUGCUCUGGUUUCGCCAGAAGCGGCUUAGUCAUGCUGGCCACAUGACCCGGAAAAACUGUCUGUGGACAAACAGCAGCUCCCUCAGCCUGUAAAGCGAGAUGAGCGCCGCAACCCCAGAGUCGUUCACGACUUGACUUAAUUGUCAGGCCUGUAUUAGUAAAUGAGAAUUAGCAGACAAAUAAAGGAACCAGUCUGGAGGCUAAUCAGCUUAUGGAGAAAACUCCAACUCUGCCUCCCCCUCAUAGUUAGUACCUUUCCUGGGUGUUUCCUAGUUGUACCUUUUCUGCAUGUUCCAGGUGUAUCAUGAGGCCUAGAAACUUCCCCCUCUUCAAAGGAAGUAAACUAGGAACUGCGGGAGGUGAUGGUCCCUGCCAAUUGCAUUUGCGGGGGUCACUGUGCUAUAGAGAGAAAGAAAGAGGGAAUCCAGCCAAGCUGAAAGAUCCUCAUCCUGCUCCACCAGAUUAUUUAUUUAUUAUAUUUGCUAUAGUUAUACUCCCCUUGUUGUCCAACAUUGGCUCCCAAAGAAGCUUACAUUUAAAAUCCCAUCACAAGAUGCAAUUUAAGGAAACAUUUGCCUGCGUUCAUAGUGAGGGACGGGGAAAUGUGAGGUUUGUAUCUCACUGUUCUGGCUUUUGGAUGUGGGUGGCGCUGUGGGUUAAACCACAGAGCCUAGGACUUGCUGAUCAGAAGGUUGGCGGUUCGAAUCCCUGCGACUGGGUGAGCUCCCGUUGCUCGGUCCUAGCUCCUGCCAACCUAGCAGUUCGAAAGCACGUCAAAGUGUAAGUAGAUAAAUAGGUACUGCUCCGGCGGGAAGGUAAACGGCGUUUCCGUGCGCUGCUCUGGUUUGCCAGAAGCGGCUUAGCCAUGCUGGCCACAUGACCCAGAAACAAACUGUCUGCGGACAAACGCCGGCUCCUCGGCCUAUAGAGCAAGAUGAGCACCACAACCCCAGAGUCGUUCGGGACUGGAUCUAACAGUCAGGGGUCCCUUUACCUUUACCUUUACUAUUCUGCCUUUGCGUUCUUCUCCGUUCCAUUGUUGUGUUGUUCUUGCCACAGCCUCUCCUGGCUAGUUCCUUCCUGCAUUGUAACCAAAUCCAACCGCUGCACCUUCACAACACAAAGCUCUGCGGUCAGUAUAUUGAGAGAGGCAGAGAGAUGGUCAGCUCUGUUUUCUUCUCCGCAAUGAAAGGACUUCUACCAUACAGCUCAGCAUCAGUUGGGGCCUGGAAACUGAGGGCGUUGGCUGCAUGAGAGAUGGUGGGGGGCAAAGGGAUUGUCUUAGAUGUUAAGUCUCCUAUCUCACCCACUCCCCGUCUUCCCAGUCACUAGUGGCUGCUGGGCCCUGCAGUGUCCCAGCCCAGUGAGAAAGGCUUUCUUCAAUGAAGCUGAAUGUUGGAAAAGUCAAGACAGACUAAGAAAGCACUUCUUCAUAGACAGAAUCAUAGAAUUGUGGAGUUGGAAGGAACCACGACAGUCAUUUAGUCCAACUCCCUGCAAUGCAGGAUUCUUUUUGUCCAAUGUGGGGCUCAAACCCACAACCCUGAGAUCUAGAGUCUCACGCUCUACUGACUGAGCUGUCACGCAGUGCAUAGUUGAAGUAUGGAAUCUGCUUCCUGAAGAUAUAGUGAUGGCCACCAACUUGGAUGGCUUAAAAAAAAAACCACAACCAGACAAAUUCACAGAGAACAAGGCUAUCAGUGAUUAGUAGCCACUUUGGCUAGCUGUGCACUGCCAGAGGAGAUAUGAUUUUUGUUGUUUAGUCGUGUCCAACUCUUUGUGACCCCAUGGACCAGAGCACGCCAGGCACUCCUGUCUUCCACUGCCUCCUGCAGUUUGGUCAAACUCAUGCUGGUAGCUUCGAGAACACCGUCCAACCAUCUCGUCCUCUGUCGUCUCCUUCUCCUUGUGCCCUCCAUCUUUUCCAGCAUCAGGGUCUUUUCCAGGGAGUCUUCUCUUCUCAUGAGGUGGCCAAAGUCUUGGAGCCUCAGCUUCAGGAUCUGUCCUUCCAGUGAGCACUCAGGGCUGAUUUCCUUCAGAAUGGAGAGGUUUGAUCUUCUUGCAGUCCAUGGGACUCUCAAGAGUCUCCUCCAGCACCAUAAUUCAAAAGCAUCGAUUCUUCGGCGAUCGGCCUUCUUUAUGGUCCAGCUCUCACUUCCAUACAUCACUACUGGGAAAACCAUAGCUUUAACUAUACAGACCUUUGUUGGUAAGGUGAUGUCUCUGCUUUUUAGCCAUCUUCAAAUAUCUAAAGGGCUGUUGCAUGGAAGGUGGAACAAGCUUGUUUUCACCUGCUCUGGAGGGUAGGACCCGAACCAAUGGAUUCAAACUGCAGACAGGAGAUUCUGACUAAAUACCAGGAAGACCUUUUUGAUGCUAAGAGCUUUUUGGCAGUGGAACGGACUCUCUGGGAAGGUGGUGGACUCUCCUUCAUUUUUUAAACAGAGGUUGGAUGGCCAUCUGUCAUGGAUGCUUUAGCAGUGACUCCUGCCUUGCAGGGGGUUGGACUAGAUGACCCUUGGGGUCCCUUCCAACUCCAUGAUUCUGUUAUUCCCCCCAACAAAACAAAACAAAUGGGCACCACUCCCUAGGAGAGAUAUAGGCACUGUGAAUAUGGAGAGCGCAAAGAGUUGGAGUAUUUAGGUUAAAGCAAGGCUUGCAUUUCUCCCCUUCCUUUCCUAGGAUAGGCAAGAGGGUUUGUGUUGUAAACAAUGCCUGUCCUUAGAUGGAAACGAGAAAUAAAGGAGUAUGCUUUGAAGCAAAGGGGAGCUAGAAGCAGUUUCAAGCGAGUUCAAGGCCAUUUCACACUAGAGCCGAAGAACAGGCAUCCCAGGGUUGAGUGCAGUCUCAACCUGAGAAGACAACGUCUCUGUUUGGAAACACUUUAAGUCUUCGGCGUCUAAUUAGUGGCUAACAAAUCAGCGAAGGCUCUAAUUAGGGCUUCCCAGAAAACUCCAGCUUAAGAGGCACUGCCUCCCCCCCCGCACCCCCCAGGAAGUGGGAUCUAAUUAGGAGAAAAGAUGCUCCUGUUAUUCCAAACAGAAAAAGACCAGCCAUCUGCCCUGCUGAAAACCCCAGUAACUCAGAACCACAGAGUGUGGGUUUUUCUCUUCUUCUUCUUCUUCUUCUUCUUCUUCUUCUUCUUCUUCUUCUUCAAAUUCUCCCUAUUCUAAAACCAGCCACUGUGACGUGUUCCAGGAAGGAGGAAAAAUAAUCAUAAUAAUCAGGUGGAUGGGUGACUGUGCUCAAAGCUCACCCCAAAGUUUUGAGUCCAGUGCUGGCUGGUCCAUUAGGGCAAGUGGGGCAGUAAGCUCAGUCUGUCCCUGACUGGCCCUCCUAACAGAUGACCAGCUUUGUGGGUGGCAUGGGCAGUCAACCUCCUCCUUGGUCUUGCCUUUGUAGAACUCAGCAAGGAGGGAAAUGGAGUCAAAUGCAGGAUUAGUUUAUCACCAUCACCAUUUUUAAUUUGUAUACCGUCUUUCUAUCUUACAACACUCAAGGCAGUUUACAAGCUGAAGAAACAAAAAACGUACAUCUUAUAACAAUCUAACGCAAUACAAAAAUGUGAUAAUAAAGCAUAACUUUAAAAUAGGCAACCUACAUAAAAAGUAACAUUCAACAAUCAUUAGAAUAAUAUUAAAUAAUAAUAAUAAUAACAUAUAAAAGUUAAAAGGGAAGCGGGUGGCGCUGUGGGUUAAACCACAGAGCCUAGGACUUGCUGAUCAGAAGGUCGGCGGUUUGAAUCCCCAUGACAGGGUGAGCUCCCGUUGCUCGGUCCCUGCUCCUGCCAACCUAGCAGUUCGAAAGCACGUCAAAGUGCAAGUAGAUGAAUAGGUACCGCUCCGGCGGGAAGGUAAACGGCGUUUCUGUGCGCUGCUCUGAUUUGCCAGAAGCGGCUUAGUCAUGCUGGCCACAUGACCCGGAAGCUGUACGCCGGCUCCCUCGGCCAAUAAAGCGAGAUGAGUGUCGCAACCCCAGAGUCGUCCGCGACUGGACCUAAUGGUCAGGGGUCCCUUUACCUUUACCUAUAAAAGUUAAACAGAAAUCCACUCAACAGUUACAAUAAAUAAUUUCUAAACUAUAGUCAAUAAAACAACGGCAAGCCACAGUACAUAAAAUAAUGCAAUACAAAAUGAGAAGCAGAGACUAGAGGGUGGGGCAAGGCAGGUAUAAGGAGGCCUUACCUGAUGAAGUCUCUCCCCUCACAGUUCUUCCUUUAGGACCAGCUCCCUUAUGAGGACUCCGGUUUGUAUGGGCUGGCCUUCAGUGUUAUUCUUUGGAGGCUCACGCCCAGCCUCAGUAGAAGUAAUUGGCUAUGGCUCCCCCUACUGUUGGCCUCCCGGCCUUCCGCCCUAUCAGCCCCAGGAGGAACCAGCCUCCGCUGCCUGAGUCUCCCUGGAGUAAUCAGUCGGGGAACCCAAGGCGAGAGUCUUCAAGGAGGCUGUGCACGCUUGAAUCUUCUUUCCCCCUGCCUCUUCCUUCGCAGAUGGUGCUUGUCAUCUUUAAUUGUGAGCCAUUUGGGACAAAUGCAUCGGCGUAGCAGGUGCUGGCAGAGGAAGCAGCCAGAGGGGCUGAAGGAGGAGCUGGGUGUAAACCGCAGGCAAAUGCACACCAUCAUCAUACACCUUGGCAGGGGAAAAUGUGGCCAAUGCAUUUAGAUAGCUGGGAAGCUACUCAGGUGCUGGGGCUCCAGCUUGCUCAGUGUGGUGUAUUGGUUAGAGUGUUCGACUAGGACCUGGGAGACCAGGGUUCAAAUCCCCGCUCGGCCAUGAAGCUUGCUGGGUGACCUGUUAUUGCUCAUGAGCUCUCUAGGUGACCUUGGGCCAGUCACUGCCUCUCAGCCUAACCUACCUCACAAGGUUGUUGUAGGGGUUGAAUGAGGAGGGAGCGAACCAUGUAUGGCACCUUGAGCUCCUUGGAAGAAAGGUGGGAUAUAAAUGCAAUAGAUAUACCACACCCCUGUCAUUUGGGAAGCCCCUUGCCUCUUCUCCUUUGACGAUCACUCAUAGCCGAGUAAGAUUGUCUUCCAUGAACAGUCUUAACAGUCAGUCUGUGAGUGACUAUGCAGGCCAAUUCUGGAUCCACACGACCUUCCACAGUGGGGCCAUAGGUUUCCGGGCAGGAGUUGCUCAUAGUGUGGAUUUACCAAAUGUGCCUUCCUCUUAGCAUAUUUCUCCAUUUCAUCCUAAGUUCGAGCGUCUUCAAAGUCCAUGACACCUUUGGUAAAGGUUGUACUCCAGUUGGAGCGCUUGCAGGCCACUGUUUCUCAGCUGUCGGUGUUUAUACUACAUUUUUUAGAUUUGCGUUAAGAGAGUCUUUUUUAAAAGAUUUGCCUUGAGACAGUCUUUAAACCUUUUUUGUUGACCACCAGCACUACGCUUUCCAUUUUUAAGUUCGGAAUAGAGUAGUUGGUUUGGAAGACAAUAAUCAGGCAUCCGAACAACAUGACCAGUCCAACGAAGUUGAUGUUGAAGAACCAUUGCUUUGACACUGGUGAUCUUUCCUUCUUCCAGUAUACUGGCAUUUGUUUGCCUGUCUUCCCAAGUAAUGUGUAACAUUUUUCGGAGACACCGUUGAUGGAAUCUUUCGAGGAGUUGGAGAUGGCGUUUAUAAGUGGUCCAUGUUUCACAAACAUAGAGUAAAGUUGGUAGUACAAUAGCUUUGUAAACAAGCAUUUUGGUUCCCCUUCGAAUGUCCUGGUUCUCAAACACUUGGCACUUCAAUCAGGAGAAAGCUGCACUUGCAGAGCUCAGGCGAUUCUGGAUGUUGGCCCUUGUGGAAAGAGAACUGCCCAGGUAGGAAAAGUGAUCAACACUUUCCAGUGUUACACCAUUAAGUUGGAUUUGUGGCACCGCAGAGGGGUUGUUUUGUGCUUGUUGGUGCAGCACUUUGGUUUUUUGGAUAUGGAGCGAUAGGCCAAGUUUUCUGUAAGCUUCUGUGAAGAUUGUCGAAGGGAAACUCCCCACUGGGUUAGAAAUCAUAUAUCGAACAGACGGAAAGCUCUUUCAUCUAAGUACUGAAAGCAAAGAGUUUCAGACACGGGCCUUUCCCUGGAAAUGCUAGGGCUCAAAGUAGGGGCCUUCUGCAUGCCAACCACCUGCCUCCACCUCAGUCCCUUGUUCCCAGCACUUGGUAAUCAAAGGAGUGUGCUGCUUCAGAGCAGGUUAGGAGCAGCCGGUGAGUCAUAUCAGCAAAGGGGUUUCCUUUGUUGCAUUUUUCCCUAAGAGGACUGCUUCAUUGCAGCUAUGUAGGGAGGUCAGGCAGCCUCCUCUGCAGCAGAAGCCUGAAAGACUUAGAUGAACACAGCCGGCAGGUGGACCUCAGAGGAUGGGCGGAAGAGAGAGGGAUGAGAGCCUGAGCAAAGCUCUUCUAGCAUAGCUUUCUGGUGGUUGGAUUUGGUUUUGCAACGCUGUGCUCAGGCGGGCAGCGUUUCACUGGCCCCUGUGUCAGAGCGCUGCAUGCCCAAUUUCAGGCAGGUAGACAGGCGGUGGUAGGACGCGGGUGGCGCUGUGGGUUAAACCACAGAGCCUAGGACUUGCCAAUCAGAAGGUCGGCGGUUCGAAUCCCCGCAACAGGGUGAGCUCCCGUUGCUCAGUCCCUGCUCCUGCCAACCUAGCAGUUUGAAAGCACAUCAAAAGUGUAAGUAGAUAAAUAGGUACUGCUCUGGCGGGAAGGUAAACGGCGUUUCCGUGUGCUUUACCUUUAGGCAGGCGGUGGUCGAUCAUACCUUUUGGAGAAGGGAUCUGGGAAGGGGGGUCGGCAGCUUACAGGAACUGGCACCACAGCCCAACGCAGGAACACUGGCUCAGCAAAAAAAGCAAAGCAAAACAAAGCCUCCAGGAGCCCCUUGCCUGUGUUUUCUUCUCAGUAGCAGGCCUGACAAGAAGGUUGGUGGCGGAUGUGGGAAGGGGGGGGAGGCGAUAGAUGUAGAUUCUCCCUGGGGAUCCAGCAGGGAAGCUGGCAGAGCAGGGCAGCUGCAGCAAGAACAGGAGGGGAGAGAGGAGGAGGAAGGAGGAGGAGUGUUUUUUUGGGGGGAGAUUAUUGCCUGGAAUUGCUGUGUUGCAGAUUCCGCGGUCCCAGCCCCUCCACCUGCCCUGAGUUAAAACCGAUACUUUUUCCAGGAAGGUGUCUCAACCAACAAAGAGAUAUUUAAUUCUCCCCCGUAAAGCAAGGAGUGCCAGAUUUCUGUUCAGAGCUCAGCUCAGGUUUUGUUGACAGCAAGUGGCUUUCUGGUGGCAGUUAUAGCAGUACAGCGGAACCUCGGGUUACAGACCCUUCAGGUUACAGACACUUCAGGUUACAGACUCCGCUAACCCAGAAAUAGUACCUCGGGUGAAGAACUUUGCUUCGGGAUGAGAACAGAAAUCGUGCGGCGACAGCUGGAGGCCCCAUUAGCUAAAGUGGUACCUCAGGUUAAGAACGGACCUCCAGAACGAAUUAAGUUCUUAACCCAAGGUACCACUGUACUGCUACUAACAAUAAUUUAUAUUUAUCUGCCUCCCAUCUGACUGGGUUGCCUCAGUCACUUUGGGCCACUUCCAACAAAUUCAUACAUCAAACAGUAAAACAUCAACCGUUAAAAAUUUCCUAUACAGGCCUGCCUUCAGAUGUCUUCUAAAAGUCAGAUAGUUGUUUAUUUCCUUGACAUCAGAUGGGAGGACAUUCCACAGGGCGGGCACCACAACCGAGAAGGCCCUUUGCCUGGUUCCCUUGUAAACUCACUUCUCACAAUGAGGGAACUGCCAGAAGGUUCUCAGAGGUGGACGUCCGUGUCCGGGCUGAACGAUGGGGAUGGAGAUGCUCCUUCAGAUAUACAAGGCUGGUAUACAACAAAUUGCACUGAUAAUAGCUGCUUUUUUAUAUAGCAUUUUAGAUCGUCGUCCCCCGUCCCCCCGCCACACGCCCAUACCCAAAGUGCUUUGCAAUGUGCAUUGUGCUUUAUCCUUGUUGACAGCCGAGCUCACGUCAUGGGCCUGUGGCAGAAGAUGGUAUAAAAACACUUCUUCCCGGUGGUGGAUGUUCCAUUGGGUGGAACAGCUCACCAAGUCUGCCCUCAGCCAGCCUCUAUUUGCUUGCCUUCUUACUUGCAUCCAGCCCAGAAGGUGGCACUGGAUGUCAGCUUCCUCUUCCUUUGUCAUCGUGUUGCCCCUUGUAGAAGCCAGCAGGGACAACCAUAGUUGAAUCUGCCUAUCUAGUGCCACUUACUGUUGGCCUCCGGGAUUUCCACCCAUCACUAUUGCUUCCCAAUGCCAAACCCCAUGCCUUUUUAUUUCUGGUGUCAUUUUUAUUGACGAUGGCUCUUGUUAUGUUAAAAAAACAAAACAGCAUUAUAUAAAAAAGACAAAGCCAAAACGAUCCAAAGACUAAAUAAACCAUUCAUCGUAAUUACAACAAACCAAGUAUUUUCUCAACAGCAGCAGGUGCGUUAUUAAGAUGCAAUAUAUACUUGCUCCGAAUUUUCCAUUUAAAAAAAUCCAACCCAUAAAUAAAUGUGUUUACUUCCAAAAUGACUGCAUCUAAGGUAUAUUAGCUUCCCUUCACAUAACUAGAUAUUUCGUCCAUUGCAGCUACAUUACUCAAUUUUAUGCAUCCGCUCCGUCACAUUAGGUAGGUUUGUGUCCUUUCAAAUAUUUGCCGUGGAGAUUUUCGAAGCUACCAGAUAAAUUGAACCAAGGUCGUGAUCUUCCCUCCUAAUGAAACCUUGAAUACAUCCUAAGAAUAAAACACCAGGUGCAGCCAGAAAAAUGCAAGCGAGGCAACAUCUCUACCCAGUUUUUCAUUUGAAACCUGGGCAUCUUAGGCUGACGUCGCUGGUGAUGCACCGAGCUGAAUGCAGGCUUCCCUGCCAGAUGCUUAACAACUCUCCCCUGCCCCUUGGUUUCUUUGGUUUCUUUGGCAGUUCCAGAUGGGUGACGAAAACAGGGAGCUCCUCAAGCCCUGGGUGGACCCCCGUUUGUGGCUUGUGAGCUGCAGUUACCUUAGCACAGGCAUGGCCAAACUUGGCCCUCCAGCGGUUUUGGGACUACAACUCCCAUCACCUCUAGCUAACAGGACCAGUUGUCAUGGAUGAUGGGAAUUGUAGUCCCAAAACAGCUGGAGGGCCAAGUUUAGCCAUGCCUGCUUUAACAGGUCACGGAUUGUACAGGCCUGCUCUAUCCAGUGCACCAGUGACAUAGGCAGGGAGAACUUGGGACCAAACGCAUCCCUCCAGGCCUCUCUGUUUGGACCUCGAGGUCUCGCCCCCUGCCACGCACCCCUACCUGGCCACAGCCACUCAGCAGCCUUGCUUCACACCUUCCUAAUUUUCCUGGCCUCUGGCCUCGCCCACUGCUGGCAUGUGGCCCCUGGAAAGUUGCCCAGAAGGCUCAAAAAGGUUCCCCAUCUCUGGGUUACGUUUGUGAACAUUAAGUCACUGUUAUAAUUGUUGACAUAGGGAUGCGGGUGGCACUGUGGGUUAAACCACAGAGCCUAGGGCUUGUCGAUCAGAAGGUCGGCGGUUCGAAUCCCCGUGACGGGGUGAGCUCCCGUUGCUCAGCCCUGCUCCUGCCAACCUAGCAGUUCGAAAGCACGUCCAAGUGCAAGUAGAUAAAUAGGUACCACUCCGGCGGGAAGGUAAACGGCGUUUCCAUGCGCUGCUCUGGCUCGCCAGAAGUGGCUUAGUCAUGCUGGCCACAUGACCCAGAAGCUGUAUGCUGGCUCCCUUGGCCAAUAAAGCGAGAUGAGUGCUGCAACUCCAGAGUCGUCCGUGACUGGACCUAAUGGUCAGGGGUCCCUUUACCUUUACUAUAAUUGUUGGCAUCUGUCUGUCUCAAGAGACAAUGGAGUGUGCCUCCGGAGGUGAAGUCAGACCACUGUGUUAGCAGCACUGAAGUGACAUUUUGGUGCCACCUGCCCUGCCAGCGGCGGAGCGUAUGUCCACCCUGCCCGGGGUGAGCACGCAGAGUGUGCCCCCAAGGGGGGCAGGGCACAGAGGGUUAGGAGAGGGGCAGGGAACAGUUUCAGGUUAAGAACGGACCUCCAGAACGGAUUAAGUUCUUAACCCAAUGUACCACUGUAAAAACAAAACAUGUUAAACCAAGGGUAGGGAAUCUGAGGGACCAAAUUGUUUGUAACUAGACUACAAACUCCCAUCAUCCCUGACUGAGGGGUGAUGGAGUUCAGCCAAGUUCCCCACCAAUGCAUUCAAUGUAUACAUGCAUUUAUUAUAUAUAUGAGACUCUUAAUGUCAGGGAUCUCCAUUGCUGGGCAAAGGAUUCCUGCACUGCAUGGGGGUGGACUAGAUGACUAGAUUCUUAGAGGUUAUUUAUUUUUUAUUUUUUAGCAGUGAGCCACCAUGAGUCCCGUUUGGGAAAAUGUGGCAAGUAAACAAAAACACCAGUCUCCUAGUUUGGCCCCAGGGGAGGGCAUAUCUUCAUAAUAAAUGUACUGUUGCUUUCAGGUCCAUGUUUAACUUAUCAUGGCUUGCCCCAAAGAAUCCUGGGAAUUGUUGUUUGGUGAGAAUCCUAAGUAUUAAAGGUUCCUAGCAUGCACAAACACACUCACACAUAGUCAUUGAUGUCUGUUGGUUAUGGGGAAAUCUGGGCUGAACACAAACAGAGGAAGAUUAUCAGGUGUGCAGGAUGGAGAGUCAGGAACUGAUUUAGAGCAGCCUGACUUGGUUGCAAGGCAGCAAUCCCUUGCUUCUAGGUUAUUCUACCCUGGAGGGGCUCCAGAUCAUUACACAUUGCUGCUGUAUAUACUGUGCUCGCCUGCCAGGUAGCUUUGCAGGUGGGUGGAUCUAUAUUCUGUAUGCUGGGAAAAGCCGAGGUCUACGCUUGGAAUACCUUAAUAGCCGUCAUUUAUACUGCCCUACAGUAUGUUAUUUGGAGGUUUUACUUUCGGGAGAGAAAUGUCCUAGCAAGGACGGCCGGACUGGAUGACCUGAUACAAAAGAGGACAAAGCUCUUUUUCUUCUUGGUUGUGCAAAAGCAGCAGUUUCAACAGGUGCAGCUCAUCGUGUAUCUCUGGGGAACAUUACAGGGCUGCCAGCUUUCCUGGCAGCCUUGCCACCAAUAGCCAUCAGAGGUGCGUGCAGAUUUUAGGAGCCAGUGUGGUGUAGUGGUUAAGAGCGGUGGACUUGUAAUCUGGUGAACCGGGUUCGCUUCCCCGCUCCUCCACAUGCAGCUGCUGGGUGACCUUGGGCCAGUCACACUUCUCUGAAGCCUCUCAGCCUCACUCACCUCACAGAGUGUUUGUUGUGGGGGAGGAAGGGAAAGGAGAAUGUUAGCCGCUUGGAGACUCCUUCGGGUAGUGAUAAAGUGGGAUAUCAAAUCCAAACUCUUCUACUUCUUCUUCUUCUUCUUCUUCUUCUUCUUCUUCUUCUUCUAGGAGGCAGUGGCAUUUAUCCCCAUGUUGCACUACUGCUGUCUGUGCAUCAGGCUGAAGCCUCUGGGGGCAGGCUGGGCUGGUUAUGCGCCCCCAAAUCAGUUGGCACUUUUAGUGAGGAAAACUGUAACCUACAGCGUAUUCUCCUCUUCCCCAGGUUCUCUGGCUUCCUUUCCAUCUGAUCUCAUCCUUUUAGUGGGGGAACAUAAGACCUGGGGUGGUAUUCAGCUAACUUUUACUCACGGCCUAGGACCCUCGUACCUACGGGACCACUUCUCCCGGUAUGCCCCACGGAGGACCUUAAGGUCCAUAAAUAGCAACACCCUAGAGGUCCCGGGCCCUAAGGAAGUUAGAUUAGCCUCAACCAGAGCCAGAGCCUUCUCAACUCUGGCUCCGGCCUGGUGGAACGCCCUGUCUCAUGAGACCAGGGCCCUGCAGGAUCUGAUUUCUUUCCGCAGGGCCUGUAAGAAAGAGUUGUUCCACCUGGCCUUUGGCUUGGAGUAAAUUUGAUUCCCUCCCCCUCUUUCUUUUUCCUUUCUCCUCCUGUGAUGAGACUGCAUUUUAAUUGUUUUAAUGUUUUAAUGUUGUAUUUUAAUCUUGUUUUUAAGUUGUAUUCAUUCAACUCGUUUUUAUUAUUGGUUGUUAGCCGCCCUGAGCCCGGCCUUGGCUGGGGAAGGCGGGGUAUGAAUAAAAUUUAUUAUUAUUAUUAUUAUUAUUAGGGUGGGCCCACUAAAAUGGCCAAGUUAGUCAGAGCCAUUAAUUUUAAUAGGACUCCUCUGAGUAAAAGUUUUGACUGUAAGCCCUGGUUCCCACAUGCAGCAGAAAUGAGCUGGUAUAGUCCUGAGGUGUCAGAGUGGACUGUACCACCAUAGGAUCUGCACAGGAUUGUUGGGCCUAAUGACUACAGUAACUCAUCUCAGGCAGAUCUUGCCCCCAUGCUGAGACUGAAGGUCCCCUCCUCCUCCCAGUUGCCUCUCCCCUCCAAUCCAGGGUUUCCCCCAAGCAAUCUGAGACUGCGCCUGCAUGACGUGAGUUUCUCCUCUGCCCUCUUCAUGCCUCUCCUGGUUCUGGGAGAUGAGGCGGGGAGGGGAGCUUGUUGCAACAGGAUGGGGAGAGAGACACCUGUGACUCUUCGCUAGCCAGACUCAUCUCUUGCCUCUUGGCAAUCUCCCUUCUCUCCUGCUUCUGCCUCUGGUUCUGGACUCCUCCGUGCCAUAGACUCCCCCUGCUCACUAAGCUGUGUUACCCCUCAUCUUUUGACACCUCCUCCUCCCAGUCUUCACCCCCUUACUCCUCAUCACCAUCCCCCAACCAGUCUCCACCAGUCUCCUUCUUCCCUUGGGGGUUCCCCAGCUGGACCAUUCCUCUGCGUCCAACCAGUCCCUGACAUUACAGUGGCCAGCCAGAGGCCAAUGGGAAGCAGCCAGAAGGACCAGGGUGCAGCAGCCACUGUGAUUCCCCCAGCAACUGGCGUUCAGAGGCCUCCUUCCUCUGAUAGAGGAGGUGGAACAUCCUAGGCAAUGGGCACUGCUUGGCCUCCAACGGAGCUCCUAAUCAGGAAGGUUGAGGAAGCCUGAAUGGUGAUAACUGUUUUCCCCUCUUGGUAUUGCACCAGGGCAGUAGAAGCCAGGCCUUACCUGCUGAACCUCGUCCUGUCAUGUGGCCACUAACGCCACAGGAGCCUGUUUAGGGGUCAGCAGCCAGGAACAGUAAUCAGAAGGCCGCACACGGCUGCCAGCAGCAUGGCUGCCUGCCACGUUCUUGCAUUCCUCCAGACUGCACUGCUUUUGUGCUUCCCCUCCGCCCCGGCCCUUGUGGCUUAUUGCUUGCUUAUUCCUCAUUUGUUCAGCAUCGGCUUUGACGCUUCGUUCUAUGACAGCACCUCAUCUUUAACACCGGAGGGGGAGAAGAGAAGCAGGGAGAGAAUGAAAACAAAAGCACAGCAUUUUGCUCCUGUGUCCUUGGUGGCUCAAGGCAAAGCAAUCUUUCUCCAAAUAAGUCUGCCUCUCCCCUUAAUUGCUCCCUUCAUGUCCUGGUGCUGCAGCUGACGCACAGAUUCACUUCCAGGAACCGUGCUGCUUGCUUCUCUCUUUGCCUUUAAGCUGCCGGUCCCUGGGUCAAUCACACUGCCUUUACUCAUCCCCAGUGGGAAAUGUGUGCCCCUCCAGAUGUGGCUGGACUACAGCUCCCAUAAUCCCUUGCGGCUGGUGAUGCAUGCUGGGUCUGACCGGGUCACGCAGAACCCUGGUUUCUUAAUCUCCACCAUUUCUCCAAGCUGGACUGUCACAUAUCUCCUUCCUGUUCUAUUAAAAUGUGAAAGGGGUAUUUAAGUUCCCACCUGAGAUACUACCUGGCGCCCAGACCGUGGCUCUCAUUGGUCAGAAAGAGCCAUGGGUCUCUCGCUCUAGGAAAGGGGAGACAGCCUUUAAAAGGUGUGAUGCUCUUGAAGCUUUAACUCUCUCUGUCAUCAUGAAUGUUGUGUCUGCCUGAGAUCUAUGGGUAUAGGACGGUAUAGGUAAAGGUAAAGGGACCCCUGACCAUUAGGUCCAGUCAUGACCAACUCUGGGGUUGCGGCGCUCAUCUUGCUUCAUUGGCCGAGGGAGCCGGCGUACAGCUUCCGGGUCAUGUGGCCAGCAUGACUAAGCCGCCUCUGGCGAACCAGAGCAGCGCACGGAAACGCCGUUUACCUUCCCACCAGAGCGGUACCUAUUUAUCUACUUGCACUUUGAUGUGCUUUCAAACUGCUAGGUUGGCAGGAGCAGGGACCAAGCAACGGGAGCUCACCCCAUCGUGGGGAUUCGAACCACCGACCUUCUAAUUGACAAGUCCUAGGCUCUGUGGUUUAACCCACAGCGCCACCCACGUCACAAAUUGAAUAAAUAAAAUAAAAUCAUCAUCAGGGACCUGGGUCAGAUCUUCUAGACCAACUGGACAGAGGCUGGCCACUUUUGCUGCCUACUCACAAGUAGACAUAGACCAUUGUGUUGCUAGUAAGUAGCCUAGAAGUGAAUAGGCUAGAGACUGGGAGGAGAUACAAUGGCCAUUGUCAAGUAUCUGAAGGGCCGUCUCAUGGAGGAUGAAGCAAGCUUGUUUUUUCCUCCAGAAACCCAAAACCAAUGGCUUCAAGUUACAAGAAAGGAGGAAGUUCACACUAACCGCCAGGAAGAUGCUGGACAGUAGAACAGACUCCCACGAGAGGUGGUGGAUUAUUCUUCUUUGGGGGUUUUUUAGGCAGAGGUUGCGUGGCGAGUUCCCGACCCCCCCAGGUGGAAAUAAUGACACAUGACACAAUUAUUAAGGUUAAUGGGCUAAAAAAGGCCACAACAUUAUUGGUUACAGGUGAUGAGCGGUAUUGGCUUAGGCAGUGGUCCUAACCGACUAUAUCCGACUCCAGCCCGUCCGCUUGAAGUCCAGGAAGGGUUAACCACCAGUAGGGGGAGUCCUGCUGAUUCACAUCAACUAGGAACUCCCCCAGGGUCACCGAUAGGGGCCGUGCCUUAGGCCCUAACCUCCUUAGGCUUCAGACAGGGCCACGCCCCCCGGAAUCCUUUAAUGGACUACCCUUCAAUAUGUGGGGCAGGUGAUGGCGCUACCUCCCCUCUUCCAUCUACAGAACAAUACCAGUGCCUAACUGCCAAUACCCAGAAAGUUGUGACGAUUUGCUACGAGGUAGGCGGAAACCAGGAACAGCUGGUGGGCGGCAAAGAGGGCAGGCCACGCCCCCGAGCCAGCCAAUUGGCCGGCUAGGGAGUGACGCGGCCGGGAAUCCCCCCAAUUGCAUGGGACUGGCCUCCACCUGCCUCCUUAGGCAGAAGUGGCUUUGUUUGGCCACCUGUCAUGGAUGAUCUAGUUGAGAUUCCUGCAUUUCCAGGGGUUGGACCAGGUGACCCUCAGCAUCCCUACAAUUUUAUGAUUCUAAGUAGUCAGGUUUUGCAGUCACUGGGCUCUUUUUGCUUUGAAAGUUUCCGUUGGACCCAAUUGCCCUCUUCCUAACAUAUCCCUAGUAAAGUUUUCCAAUUAGACUUGUGGAGUAGGUGUGUGUGAUUGCCACCCUCGGGAUUCGAGAAUCCCUAGGUGUCCACAUCACUUUGGGGGUCUUAAGACCACAGCUACGGUGGGUAAAGCCAGGAAUUAGCCUGUCCUUGGGGAGAAGCAGAGGGCUCUGUGUCAAUUGCAAGGGGUUGACCGGAAGCAGGAGGUGUGCUCAUCUGGGAUCCCAGGAUUUACCAAUUCUUUGGAUGUCCCCAGUUUCCCCGCUGCCACAUGGUAAGACUCAGCUGGCAGCACUGCAGGGCUGUUGUACAGCAGUUGGGCAACAAAGGGGUGUGAGAUAUUCUUCUGAGUGGUCCCUCUUCCCCACAGAUGGGGGUUAGAGUCCAGUGAUAAACAUCAGGAGAGAUUCCAGUCUCCUGUAUCCCUGCCGCUUGCCAGGGAUUUGUUAUCCAGCCCCCAUUUGUUGUCUUAUUUAUUUCUGGGAAAGGGCCAUAGGUCAGUGGUAGGGCAUAUGCUUUGCAUGCCAAAGGUUCCAGGUUUAAUCCCUGGCAUCUCCGGGUAAGUUUGGAAAUGCCUCCCCACCUUUCUGAAAUCCUGGAUAGCCUCUGCCACUCGUGGUCCCUUCCAACUCUAUGAUUAUAUGAAAUGGAUUGGUGGUUUGAUUCAGGAUAAAGCAGCUUCCUCUGUUAAGAACUUUCCUGUAAGGAAUGCAAAGGGAUGCCCAUGGUUCUCACGCACCCUGCACUUACACUCACAACAACCCUGUGAGGUUGGAGCUGGCUUGGAGGUCGCCCAGUAUGCUUCAUAGGAAUCCUAUGCUUCAUCAGCCAGAUAGCUCAGUUGGUUAGAGCGUGGUGCUGAUAACGCCAAGGUUGCAGGAUCGAUCCCUGUGAGGUACAGCUGCAUACAUUGGCUCCCAGUAUGUUUCCCAGUAUGUCCUAAGGGAUCUUUACUGGCUCCCAGUAUGUUUCCAAGCACAAUUCAACGUCUUGGUGCUGACCUUUAAAGCCCUAAACGGCCUCGGCCCUGUAUACCUGAAGGAGCUUCUCCACCCCCAUCGUUCAGCCCAGACACUGAGGUCCAGCCCUGAGGGCCUUCGGAAGGUUCCUUCACUGUGAGAAGUACAGGGAACCAGGCAGAGGGCCUUCUUGGUAGUGGCGCCCGCCCUGUGGAACUCCCUCCCAUCAGAUGUCAAAGAGAUAAACAACUACCUGACAUUUAGAAGACAUCUGAAGGCAGCCUUGUUCAGGGAAGUUUUUAAUGUUUGAUGUUUUAUUGUGUUUUUAAUAUUGUGUUGGGAGCUGCCCAGAGUGGCUGGGGAAACCCAGCCAGAUGGGUGGGGUAUAAAUUAUUAUUAUUAUUAUUAUUCCUGCAUUGCAGACUGUUGGACUAAAUGAAUCUCAGGGUCCCUUCCAAUUGUAUAAUUCCGUGAUUCUAAGAUCAACAGCCUGUGCACAAAUAAAACGAAAGGGGUGGGGAGAGAAGAUACCACUGCUAUUAAAUAAGCACUGUUUUUGAUGGAGUUCAUAGAAUUGUAGAGUUGGAAGGGACCCUGAGGAUCAUCUAGUCCAACCCCCCCUGCAAUGCAGGAAUGUCCCAUAGGGGGAUCGAACCUGCGGCCUUGGCACGAUCAGCACCACGCUGUACCCACCUGAGCUGUGUCCUGCUUGGCAGUGCUGGGCUCAAGCUAGCCAAGAAAGACCUGCUGUGGUUUUUGCUGAAGGAAGGUCACAUCAGGGCACUCUCCAAUCCAAGUACCCCCCCAGAGUCUUAGUGAGCUGGGCUCUUCCUCCCCAUCACUUCCCAUAUUGUCCCCCCCCCCCCCGCCGCCUUUCCUCUGCCCUUUCUGCCAAACUGGGCUUUUAAUCCUCGCCCUAUUAGGACGGGGUUAAAAUGCGUCACACAGAGGCUUUAGUCCUUUUUAAUGACACAUCUGUUAAUUCGGCAGCCUGGCAACAUCUGGAACCUAAAGUCACUUUCUCCCACGGAAUGUCAUUUCCCUACAGCUUAGUCCCUCUCCCUGAGCUCCUGUCGCCCACACACAGAACUCUCCCUUCCCUUCUUUUACCUCAGGAGAUGGCUGGCCCUUUUGCCAGGAUUGUAAUUCCGGUGAAAAAGAGAUUUCUUGGAGGGGGUGGGGUGGGAGAGAAGAUUGACAGCGCAGGUUCAAAAACCUCUUUGAAAUAAAUUUUGCAAUUAAAUGUAAACGUUUCAGGAUGCCUAACAAACAGAGACAUGGGUUCUCCUGAGGUGUAAGGGCAUGCGGUCUGAACAUACAGGGAAAGGCACAUUUGUGCUUGUGUGUGGGGUCGCCCCCGCCCCCCGCAAAUGGCACUCAUGCCCCCAGGCAAAAAACGGCUGCAUCCCUUUGCUGUUUUCUGCUCGCUCUUUUGCCAAGGGAAAGGUGCGUGGAGAGUUCAAGAGAAGGUUUCUUCAGAGAACAAAUCUCUGCGGUGUCGUUGUGAUAAUCUGCCCCUUCACAAAUGUUCAGCUGGAGCAGAGAUUUUGGAGGUGCAGAAAUAAGCACACGUAGCAUACUGAACCUGCCUUCAACAACUUCGUGCUCUCUUCAGGUGUUUGUGGACUACAGCUCCCAUCACCCUCCAGCUGUCGCAGCUGGGGGCCAGCCGGCUUGGGUUGAUGGGACUUGUAGUUCAAAACAUUUGGGGAGAGCAUGAAGCUGGCGAAUGCUGUACUGGGUUUACAUCACAAUCCUUAUCCAAAACAGUUCUGAUCCCAAACAAAUACAGGCUACUCUCAAGAAGUUUUAAAUUAAAUAAAAAAAGUUUUAUUGCAUUUUUAUAUUUUGCUGGAAGCCACCCAGAGUGGCUGGGGAAACCCAGCCAGAUGGGUGGGGUAUAAGUAAUAAAAUUAUUAGCAUUAUUUUAUAUAUAUAUAUAUAUAUAUAUAUAUAUAUAUAUAUAUAUACACACACACACACACACACACACACACACACUCACACACACACACACACACAUAUAUGAUUUUUAUUGGUUUUACAUAUAAUCACAUUACGUAACAUCGUACCCUCUUAUUUUAUCUCUUUGGCUCCACUGAGCCUAAUGACUUCCCUUCCUCCCUUCUGAUGGUUUACAAAAUUAAACUUUAUAUCUUUACAAUUCACUUCGUUACUUAUCCUUGUUAUAGCAUUACCUAAAAUAUUAUAUUACUCAACCUAAAUAGGUCGCAAUUUUAUCCUACAAAUCUUCAGAUAACCCUGCUAAUGAUGGUAAUUAUUAUUAUUCCUAGGAGUUAGCUCUCCUUACACUCCAGACUGAGGCUAGCAGUAUGAUUCUAUCCAUGCCUACUCAGAAGUAAAUCCUGUCACGUUUUCAUGGAACUUACUCCCGUGGUGAAUGCGUAAACCGACUCCCAAGUCAGUUUCAGGUAUUUCGGUCCCAUCUGCGCUAAACAUUUUAAAGAGUAUCAUACCACUUUUAAAGUUGUGGCUCCACUCCCCCCCAAAAAAUUUCCUAGGAACUGUAGUUUGUUAAGGGUGUUAAGAAUUGUUAGGAGACCCCUAACACCUCAAGGUCUGCUUCUCCCCAUAUGAACCAAUCCGGACUCUGUGCUCAUAAUCUGAAGCCCUUCUUCGUGUGCCUCCUCCACAAGAGGUCUGGAGGCUGGCAAUACGAGAGCCGGGCCUUUUCUGUGGUGGCUCCUCGUUUGUGGAAUCCUCUGCCCCGGGAGGUUCAGCUGGCAUCUUGCUUUUAUAUGUUUAGGCACCAGGCGAAAAACGUUCUUCUUCCAUCAGGCCUUUGUCUGAUUAACAUUCUAUGGCCUUUUAAGUGUGUUUGUGAAUGGGGGGGAGAGCUAUAGUUUUGUUGUUUUUCUUUUAACUAUUUAUUUGUGUUUUUUAUCUUGCAUUUUUUUAUCUUGGGAAUGACUGCCCUGCGAUCUUUUGACGAAAUAUAUAAAUCUAAUUAAUAAAGCAAUUAAUAAAUAUUGCCCUCACUGAGCUACAACUCCCGGAGAUCCCUGGGAAGAGGGUUUGAUUGUUAAACCACUCCAGGGAAUUGUAGUUCUUUGAGGGGAAUACAGUGGUACCUCAGGUUAAGAACUUAAUUCGUUCUGGAGGUCCGCUCUUAACGUGAAACUGUUCUUAACCUGAGGUACCACUUUAGCUAAUGGGGCCUCCCGCUGCCUCCGCGCGAUUUCUGUUCUCAUCCUGAGGUAAAGUUCUUAACCUGAGGUACUAUUUCUGGGUUAGCGGAGUCUGCAACCUGAAGCGUCUGUAACCUGAAGCGUCUGUAACCCGAGGUACCACUGUAGCGAGGUCUCUCAGCAAACCCAUAACAAACUGCAGCUCCCUGGAUUCUCUGGGGAAAGCCAUGAUUGUUUUAAAGAGCUAUGAUACUGCUUUGAGUGCAGAUGGGGACUUUGAAGGCAGGUGUGCUACUCUGCGAUGGUAUCGCAGGAUUUCAGGGGAUCUUGUGUAGACCAUCCUUAGCGCCACAUUCAGAGAGGACCAGGCUAUCUGGUCCUCGCUGCUAGCCAUGAUGUCAGCGGGAGCAUGUCUCUGCGCACCAGUCAUCGGGAAUCACAGGUGGAGAGAGUGGCUGUUGCGCCCGGGUCCUCCUGCUUGCGGACUUCCCACGCAGCCACCUUGUCGGCUGCUGUCAGAACAGGAUGCUGGACUUCGGCCUGAUCCAUCAAGGCUUUCCUCAUCCCCUUGUGUCCUCUGUCUCAAGGCAGGGAAUCUUCCUUCGUUCCCUGCACUCUGUGCAGCUCCUCCUCCUCAGCUCCGGCCUCCUGCUGCGUUGCUCCAAACGCAUCUCAGAUGCUCCAAAUUAGCAAAGUACCCCUUCCAUCACGGGGAUUGGUGCCUUGUCACGGAGAACCUCCCUGCUUCUAAUUUGUGGUCCCCCAUUGUUUGCGCCUGACUCAUACAACGCAACCCCCUCCUAUUAAUUUGUUUUUGCCGAGGAAGGAAAAGAUAAGCCCUCAGAGGGAGGUGCGCUGGCCUCCUUGUGGAGGGGACUCUGAGAGGGUGGCGGUGGUGUGAGGGGCAGGGAAGACAGCCGAGACUGAGCUUCUUCCCACACCAAAGCAGCCUUGAGAAACUCCGGCAGGAAAAGCCGCAGCCCACGGGGCCUGACACAGAUAAUCCUGUCCCUGCCUUUGCCUCCCAGGCCUUAAAGCCCACUGCCUCCUUCAAAACUUUUCUGGGACAACCUUUGCCUUUUGCUGGCCACCUCUCUGCUGCUUGGUGUGGGAGCUGGUGGGUGAAUCUGCGUGGAUGGGGCUACACGACUGCAUGACAAGGACGGUCACCUUAUGAAGUUGAGCUUGCUUUCUUCCUCCUCCCUCCCCCUCCUUUCUUCCUCCUGCGUGAUUGUCAGCCACAGGGUGGAGAUGGUCUUACGAGUGAUUUCCGCAAGCUUGCUGUGGGAGAGCACCUUUCAGCUCAAGAGCAGGGAUGUAGACUCAGGUUUCGGAGAUAGGAAAGCCAGGCUCAGAUAAUAAUAACAAUUUAUUAUUUCUACCCCGCCCAUCUGGCUGGGUUUCCCCAGCCACUCUGGGCGGCUUCCAACCGAAUAUUAAAAACAAUACAGCGUCAGACAUUAAAAACUUCCCUAAACUGCGCCGCCUUCAGUUGUCUUUUAAAAAUAAAAUAGUUGUUUAUUGCCUUCACAUCUGCUGGGAAGGCAUUCCACAGGGCAGGUGCCACUACCAAGAAGGCCCUCUGCCUGGUUCCCUGUAACCUGGCUUCUCGCAGUGAGGGAAGGCCGUCAGAGCUGUACCUCAGUGUCCAGGCUGGAUGAUGGGGGUGGAGAGACUCCUUCAGGUAUACUGGACCGUAUCCUGACUGUACGUUCCCAAUAAAUAGAAGUCAAUGCUAUAGGAGUGGCACGCUUGGUUUUCACUUGCACCGAAAGGGGAUUGAAGCGGGGCAAGUGAUCAGGGCUGGGGUCAGCAUCCAGCAUUCUUGGACAGCUCCAGCAACGACGGAGCAAGGCCCAUCAUGGAUGUCUCACCCGGCCCCACCUGCCCCCCAGCCCUCCAAGCAGUGAAACCAAAAUGCUUGCUUACAAAGCUAUUGUCCUGCCAACUUUACUCUACGUUUGUGAAACAUGGACCACUUAUAAACCCCAUCUCCAGCUCCUCAAAAGAUUCCAUCCACGGUGUCUCUGAAAAACUUUACACAUCACUUGGGAAGACAGGCAAACUAAUACCAGUGUACUGGAAGAAGCAAAGAUCACCAGUGUUGAAGCAAUAAUUCUUCAACAUCAACGUCGUUGGGCUGGUCAUGUUGUGCGGAUGCCUGAUUAUUCCAAAGCAACUACUCUAUUCCGAACUUAAAAACGGAAAGCGUAGUGCUGGUGGUCAACAAAAAAGCUUUAAAGACUGUCUCAAGGCAAAUCUUUUAAAAAAUGUAGUAUAAACACCAACAAUUGGGAAACACUGGCCUGCGAGCACUCCAGUUGGAGAACAGCCUUUACCAAAGUUGUCAUGGGCAUUGAAGACACUCAAACUCAGGACGCAAGGGGAAAACGUGCUAAGAGGAAGGCACGCUUGGCAAAUCCACACCGUGAUCAACUCCAGCCCAGAAACCAGUGUCCCCACUGUGGAAGGACGUGUGGAUCCAGAAUUGGCCUCCACAGUCACUUAUGGACUCACUGUUAAAACCGUGUUUAUGGAAGACAAUCUUACUCGGCUACGAGUGAUCGCCAAAGAAGAAGCGUGUGUUUUUUGCACGCAUUGAACACAUGACAAGCUACACCUGCUGAAAUUCUCUCUUGUAUAUACCUGUUCGAGUUGCAGAAGCCCCUUUCUCUUUCCCCCCUCUGUCCACCCUACCUGUUACCUUUGUGGUGCCAGGUGAAGAUCUUUUAUCUGCUCUGUCCUUUGAGCUGUUGUUACCACAGGUUCGUUUUUAAUUUUGCCGGCUUUGGGUGCAUGUCGUUUAAACAUAAAAAGUCUGCUUCUUCCUACGCCAUCCUUUUCGAGGUUUCUUGUUAUUGGCUGUUUUACGUGAUUGUAAGCCCCUAUUGUUUAUUUAUUUAUUUAAUUUGUAUGCAAACACACACAUCCCUUCAUCUGCAGACCUCAGGGCGCUUCACAGCAUAAACUAUGAGAAUGUAAAUGUGUGUUCAUUUUGUAUGUUUAUGUUGUGAACCACCCUGUGAUCUUUGGAUGAAGGGUGGUAUACAAAUUUAAAUAGAUCAAUAAAUAAAUAUUACACACACAAACAUGCAAUUGAAUAAUAAUUAUUAAUAAAUGCCAUUUAUUGGUCGCUUUAUACCACUGUUUGGGUCUCCAGCUGUUUUUGGACUACAACUCCCAUCAUCCCUGACCACUGGUCCUGCCAGCUAGGGAUGAUGGGAGUUGUAGUCCCAAAACAGCUGGAGACCCGUGUUUGGCAAACCCUGCUUUAUACAAAAGGAAAAGUCUCAAAAUGGCUUGACAAGAAAUAAAAAUAAUAAUACAUCUAGUUUGGGGGCUUUUUUUAAAAAAAGGAUUCUUGCUGCAUGUUCCACACAGUCCAGAUUAUUAUUUUUUGUUUAUUUCAAAAUGCACAUCAAAGCAACACUUUUCUUAGGACCAACUGGGAGGGCAGGGGGAAGCAUUGUCAAACCAUGAGCAAGCUUUCAGGAUUAGCUAAGGCCCUCUUCGUUUUCACAGGGAGAAUUUCACAUGGCUGCUGUCUCUAUGAGGUGGCCAGGUGCAGAUGAGGACUCUGCGUUUUCCCAGCCAUUGCCCACAGCUGCCCAAAGCCAACCGCGUGGUUAGCCCUGCGUUCAUUAAGAGGCAGCUGCCGCCCUGUGUCACAGAAGGGACAUCGGAGAGAUCCGACUGUGGGCUGAGCAAUGGUGCAUCAAAGAAAAGAACCCUAAAGGGAUGAAGGGGGAGGGGGGUUUCAGGCUGCGAAUUUUCACCCUGUCAUGGCUCCGCUGGCUUCGCUCAAUCCUUGGAACAGACAGAGAUACCUUGGGUUUGAUCUCUCAUCCCAGCACAGUCGGAUUCUGGCCCCAUCUGCAUUCAAAGCAAAAUCUUAUCAGCCCUCCUGUGGCGCGAUGGAUCAGUGCGUCUGGAUGUUAGCAGGAAGGUUGGUGGUUCAAGCCCACCCAGGGAUGGCUUUGGGCAGGGUUCCUGCAUUGCAGGGGGUUGGACUAGAUGACCCUUGUGAUCCCUUCCAACUCUAUGAUUCUGUGAUACCCUUGGUUCUCAGUCCGUUCCAAAACCAAAGUGUUCUAAAACCAAGGCGUGCUUUCCCAUAGAAAGUACACUGGUACCUCGGGUUACAGACGCUUCAGGUUACAGACUCCGCUAACCCAGAAAUAGUACCUUGGGUUAAGAGCUUUGCUUCAGGAUGAGAACAGAAAUUGUGCUCUGGCAGCACGGCGGCAGCAGGAGGCCCCAUUAGCUAAAGUGGUGCUUCAGGUUAAGAACCUUUUUAGGUUAAGAACAGACCUCCAGAACGAAUUAAGUACUUAACCCGAGGUACCACUGUAAUGCGAAAUGGAUUAAUCCAUUCCAGACUUUUAAAAACAACCCCUAAACAGCAAUUUAACAGGAAUUUUACUAUCUAACGAGACCAUUGAUUCAUAAAAUGAAAGCAAUAAACAAUGUGCUGCAGUCACACAGUCAAGCAGUAGCUGAACUGGGCUCCACACAGUCACCAAAACAAAACAAAAAAGCUGCAAAAACGAAACAGCAAAAUAAAUAGCAAAAACAGACAGACUUCAGUAUAACUCAAAACUGAAGUGUGGCACUCAAAUUGUUUUUUUUUAAAAUGAUAUUUAUUGAGAAUUUAAAAUUACAAAGAAAGAAAGUAAGAAACAAGAAAAAAAGAAAAAGAAAAAAAAAGGUAGACAUAAAUAGCAAUUGAACAAUACAAGUCAAUAAAAACCAAAGUCAAAUAAAAAAACAAAACACACAAUACAUCAAAAUCAAAAAACAAAAAUAAACAAAAAAUUUAAAAACAAAUCCAAUAUUCCCAAAUCCUUAUCUUUCAUUAACUUGUUUCAUCGACCUCCUCGCACCUCCCUUUUUUGUAUUCUAGUUAUUAAUUAUCCCAGCAAAUCCUUUCCAUCUUUCACAAUAUUCUGUCAUUAAAUUACCUUAAUCUAUUUUAACCUUAUCUUACCAUAAAAACCCUAAAGCUUAAAACUUAAGUCUUAUUUAUACCUAAUUCUUUUUAGCAUAGCAUAUUCUUACAUAGUUCUUUUUAACAUUUCUACUAAAGCCAAAUAAUUUCAUUCCAACAUUUUUCUAAUACUCAUUAAUUUUACAAUGAUUUUCUAAAUGAAUUUUUAAAACUUUCUUCCAAUCUUCAUCCAUCGUCUCUUCUUCCUGGUCUCGGGUUUUGUCAGUCCUUUCUAUCCCAUCCAUCUAGUCCAUCAACCUGGUGACCUUCUAUCCGAGGCUCUUAAGUCUUUUCCAUGUCCCUUCCGCAGGUCUUCUUCAUGUUUAUACCUGUAUUUUACUUUAUCUUCUGCUGAUCUUGUUCUUAAUUUCCUUCCUUUCUCUCGGGGAGACUCCAACUUGACAAUAUCUUUGUCCCUUCUCGACAAGUCAGCCCAUUCUCCAUAGUCGACACUGAAAUCCAUAUGAUAUUUAAAGGCAUGUUUCAAAGUCCCUCCAAAGUUAAGGGCCCCCACAACUCCAAACUCCCCCUGGCCCAAAGCCAAAUUCGAAAAGCCAAAACAUCCCUGCAUAGGGGGAUAUAUCCAGCUUCCCAUCUCCAAGCCAAACAGCACUCCAUCUCUCCAAAUCUGACUUUCUCCAGGUUCAUUCGUCAAAUCCAACAACUUAUGUUCCUGCAGGGCCGCAGCUCUCUCCAUUUCUGCUGCUUGAGGUUCAGCAACAACCUCCUCCUUUAUCUUCUUCACCACUUGAUCUGUCAAAGCACAUUCCUGGAUUAAUUCCUGAGUGGGUUCUAUAUAGGUAUUCACUGUUUGUCCAAAAUUUCCGACUGCAACAGUCAUCAAAUCCAUCUUCUCAUGUAGCUGUUCCAGUAAAGCGCUUGUCUUGCAAAAAGCAAGCACUAAAGCUUCUUCUGGGCACAUUCUUCUUCAAGGUUAAAGUCUGGUCCCACGAUCUUUAAUCUCUACAGCUGCAAAGUUCCCCAGAUCGACUCUAGUAACAGUUUCACAAGCUCCCUCUAGGGGAAACAAUUUCUAUUUGUAUCCGUCUUUUUAAAAGCAGAUCUAGCAACAAAGUUCCUUUCCUUUUUCGGAUAUUUUGUUCCUUUUGAAUGCAAAAGGGAACAUUGGAAUCAAUAUGUUUCUCUUUUUUAACUAUCUGUCAAAAACGUUUUGUCCACAGUCAAUGGACUUCCCCAAAGCGUCUGUCCUGACACCCCGCUCCCAGGUUCAAGACGGUGGAAAUUUAUCUUUCUUUACUCUCUCUUCUGCAGGUUUAAACAGUCUAAAAAGAUUCCCCCCUCUUCUCCUGCCUCCAAGGGGGGUUUAGUAAUUUUAACUGAUGGAAAUUUAAUCCUUUACAAACGACUUUCCAGACUCUAGCUUGCAAUGUCUUUGCUUCAAUCUAUUUACAAAAGCGGAAGGUGGACUUCCUGUUUAGACCUUCCCGCUUCGGUGCCAAAUUAAGAAAUUUCAUAGUCCAAUAUUCCGUUCUACUCAUGGGCAGUUGUUUAAAAUCCAAUUGUCCACAGGAAAAAGUCAGCGCUCUCCGGCAACAGCAAUGCGGCUUCACUCCGUGAAAAGAGCUGUUGAUUCAAAGCACCGCGCCAUUCACCCCACGUUGCUCCGGAUCCCGAAACCGGGUUUCCCCGCGAGUAGGGGAGGCGCGAAAGGUGCCAGCCGAAUCCCACGUCCACAGGCUUCUCCCGCCUGUGGUUUUUGGUGGGUCUCCGCCUCGCCGCGGCGGUCCAGACCCUAAUUCUCACGGAGCGGAUUCCUCCCGAUCAGAGGAAAUCCGCCAUUGCCAGAGGCGCUAACCCGGAAGUGUGGCACUCAAAUUGGCAGCAUAACAUUCAAAAUGGAAGUGUGGCACUCAAAACAGAGCAUAUUUGGCUUCCGAAAAACAUUCUCAAACCAGAACACUUACUUCAGGGUUUGCAGUGUUUGGGUUCAAAGUUGUUUGAGUACCAAGGCGUUUGAGAACCAAGGCACCACUGUACUGUGAUUCCGUGACCACUUUAAACAGUCAUGGCUUCCCCCAAAGAAUCCUGAGAAUUGCAAGUGUGCUGUGAGUCGUUAGGAGACCCCCUAUAACCAGGGGCAGACCUUUGUCAUGUGCCCUGUGCAAGGCCAAAAUUUGACGCUGCCCCCUCCCUCCAGCCUUCCCAAAGAUGGAAGUGCUAGCUAGGCUUUGGGAAGUAAGCAGGAGGACUCUAGGACCCCGUUGGAGCCUCCACACCUCCUUCCCAAAGCCCAGCACUUACUAGGUAGGCACCCCAUUGGCCCCUAUGCCCACCUCUGCUAUUAUGAUUUCAGGAGCCACAAUUCCCAGAGUUCCCUAUGAAGAGGAUUCUGCUCUGGGAAUUGUAACUCUGCAAGGGGAGCCAGAGGGUCUCAUCGCAACUCUCAGCACCCUUAGGAAGCCAGUUACCUUAGUUAUCAGGGUUAUUUGGGGGAAGCUAUGGCUGUUCAGGAGGGAUGCGGGUGGCGCUGUGGGUUAAACCACAGAGCCUAGGACUUGCCGAUCAGAAGGUCGGUGGUUCGAAUCCCCGCGAUAGGGUGAGCUCCCGUUGCUCAGUCCCUGCUCCUGCCCCCCCCAGCAGUUCGAAAGCACGUCCAAGUGCAAGUAGAUAAAUUGGUACCGCUCCGGCGGGAAGCUAAACGGUGUUUCUGUGCGCUGCUCUGGUUCGCCAGAAGCGGCUUAGUCAUAGAAUCAUAGAAUCAUAGAGUUGGAAGAGACCACAAGGGCCAUCAAGUCCAACCCCCUGCCAAGCAGGAAACACCAUCAGAGCACUCCUGACAUAUGGUUGCCAAGCCUCUGCUUAAAGACCUCCAAAGAAGGAGACUCCACCACACUCCUUGGCAGCAAAUUCCACUGUCGAACAGCUCUUACUGUCAGGAAGUUCUUCCUAAUGUUUAGGUGGAAUCUUCUUUCUUGUAGAAAGUCAUGCUGGCCACAUGACCCGGAAGCUGUAUGCCGGCUCCCUCGACCAAUAAAGCGAGAUGAGUGCCGCAACCCCAGAGUCGGCCACAACUGGACCUAAUGGUCAGGGGUCCCUUUACCUUUACCUAUGGCUGUUCAGAGUGGCACAAUAGCACCUUAAUUGCAUAAUGUGGAUGGGGCCCUUUUCUCAGAAGUAAACACCCGUUCAUAGCCUCUCUCCCAGGUGUGGCCUGCCACGCGCCAUUGAACUACAGCUCCCCCUAUCCCUGGUCAUUGGCCAUUCUUGCUGGGGCUGAUGGGAGUUGUAGUUCAGCAACAUCCGGAAAGCUAAAUGUUCCUGGUUUAGGUCUUCCUCCUUAAAGCAAGUUUCAACAAAGGUCAAAGAAGUUGUGCAGAACUCCAGCCAAAGAGAAAGGCAGAUAGGAACAGUCAAGUAUUGUGAUGUUUUAUCUCCCCUGUGGGGUUGUCACAUCUGUUCUGGCAAAAUACAGGGGAGGGGGCUUAGGAGCCAAAUAACUUUUUCUUUCUUUUUUUUUUUCAUUUAAAAAACACAAACCUUUUAAAAAAUAGAAGGGGAAAAAGGAAAAAAACCAAAAAAAGACCCCGUAUUUUCAUGUCCUUAUCUUUCAUUUGCUUAUUUCCUCGACUUCCUCACACCUCCUUUUUUGUAUUCUAGUUCAAUUAAUUGUUCCAGCAAAUCCUUUCCCUCUUUCUCAAAUUUAAUUCCAUAAUUUAUCUUAACGCAAUUUAACCUUAAGUUUUGCACCUUUACCCAUUGUCAAUCUAUUCAUACUUAAUUCUUUAUAACAUUUCUGCUAAAGUCAUAUAACUUCUUUCCAGCAUCCUUCUAACAUUCAUUAAUUUUACAAUAUUUCUGUAAAUAUACUUUAAAAUUUUUCCAAUCUUCUUCCACCGACUCUUCUCCCUGGUCUCAGAUUCUGCCAGUCCUUUCUGCCAGUUCCAUGUAGUCCAUCAGCUUCAUCUGCCAUUCUUCCCUGGUAGGUAGAUCUUGUGUCUUCCAGUGCUUUGCGAUAAGUAUUCUUGCUGCUGUUGUUGCGUACAUAAAAAAGGUUCUAUCCUUCUUUGGCACCAAUUGGCCUACCAUGCCCAGGAGAAAGGCCUCUGGUUUCUUUAGAAAGGUAUAUUUAAAUACCUUUUUCAUUUCAUUAUAGAUCAUCUCCCAGAAUGCCUUAAUCUUUGGGCAUGUCCACCAAAGGUGAAAGAAUGUACCUUCAGUUUCAUUACAUUUCCAACAUUUAUUAUUGGGCAAAUGGUAAAUUUUUGCAAGCUUGACUGGUGUUAUGUACCACCUGUAAAUCAUUUUCAUUAAAUUCUCUUUUAAGGCAUUACAUGCCGUAAACUUCAUACCAGUGGUCCAUAACUGUUCCCAGUCAGCCAUCAUAAUAUUAUGUCCAACAUCUUGUGCCCAUUUAAUCAUAGCAGAUUUCACUGUUUCAUCUUGAGUAUUCCAUUUCAGCAGCAAGUUAUACAUUCUUGACAAAUUCUUAACUUUAGGGUCUAACAAUUCUGUUUCCAAUUUUGAUUUUUCCACCUGGAAGCCUAAUUUUUUGUCCAAAUUAUAUGCCUCCAUUAUUUGAUAGUAAUGGAGCCAAUCUCGCACUCUGUUUUUUAAUUUUUCAAAGCUCUGCAAUUUUAAUCUGUCUCCCUCUUGUUCCAAGAUUUCCCAAUACUUCGGCCAUUUAGCCUCCAUAUCGAGUUUUUUCUGAGCCUUUGCUUCCAUUGGUGACAGCCAUCUUGGGGUUUUGCUUUCUAGCAAAUCCUUAUAUCUUACCCAAACAUUAAACAGUGCUUUUCUAACAAUAUGGUUUUUAAACGCUUUAUGUGCUUUAACCUUAUCAUACCACAAAUAUGCAUGCCAACCAAAUACAUCAUUGAAACCUUCCAAAUCCAACACAUCCGUAUUUUCAAGAAGCAUCCAUUCUCUCAGCCAACAAAAUGCGGCUGAUUCAUAGUAAAGUUUAAGGUCUGGCAGGGCAAAUCCACCUCUUUCUUUAGCAUCUGUUAAUAUUUUAAAUUUUAUACGAGGCUUCUUGCCCUGCCAGACAAAUCUAGAGAUAUCUCUCUGCCACUUCUUGAAACAGUCCAUCUUGUCCAAAAUUUGCAAUGUUUGAAACAAAAAUAAUAUUCUUGGCAAUACAUUCAUUUUAAUCACAGCAAUUCGACCUAGCAAUGAUAGCUUCAAAUUUGACCAUAUUUCUAAAUCCUUUUUCACUUCCGUCCAACAUUUUUCAUAGUUAUCCUUAAAUAAAUUCACAUUCUUAGCAGUCAUGUUUACCCCUAAAUAUUUCACUUUCUUAACCAAUGUCAAUCCUGUCUCCUUCUGGAACUUUUCUCUCUCAAUCUCAUUUAGAUUUUUCUCCAAAACUUUAGUUUUCGUCUUAUUCAACUUAAAACCUGCUACCUGACCAAAUUCUUGAAUCAGUUCUAAUACUCUUUUAGUGCUUGAUUCUGGAGGAGCCAAAUAACUUUUUCACCUAGUGCUGAAAUGACUUCAAAGCAAUCCUUUACAAUACAUGGCAGCCUAACUGGAUAGCCCCUCUGGAAUUUCUCUCUCUCUCUCUCUCUCUCUCUCACACACACACACACACACUUGUUGUUUAGUCGUGCCCGACUCUUCGUGACCCCUGGACCAGAGCACGCCAGGCACUCCUGUCUUCCACUGCCUCCCGCAGUUUGGUCAAACUCAUGCUGGUAGCUUCGAGAACACUGUCCCGCCAUCUCGUCCUCUGUCGUCCCCUUCUCCUUGUGCCCUCCAUCUUUCCCAACAUCAGGGUCUUUUCCAGGGAGUCUUCUCUUCUCAUGAGGUGGCCAAAGUAUUGGAGCCUCAGCUUCAGGAUCUGUCCUUUCAGUGAGCACUCAGGGCUGAUUCACACACACACACACACACACACACACACACUUGUAAAUCUGUCUGUACUUUGUUACCCAGAGCUCAAAUGUACGACAUUUCACACAUAUGCAAUACAUACAGGCCAGGGCAAUAAAUAAAUAAAUAGGGGGUCUUAUUCCUAUGAGGGGGGCAAGCUUUAUUCCACAUCCGGCAUUGGCAAACUCUGGCCCUUCAGAUGUUUGAGACUACAAUUCCCAUCAUCCCUAGCUAACAGGACCAGUGGUCAGGGAUGAUGGGAAUUGUAGUCCCAUACAUCUGCAGGGACGGAGUUUGCCUAUGCCUGUUCCACAUGUUAGAUGUUUGAAAGGUAGAGGAAACAAUGGGGUAGGGCAAGCCUUCUCCCCCACCCUCCUCUCUCAAAUACCAUGUAGAUAACUAUGUUCAGAACUUCUAGGGGGCUUCUAGGCCACACUGACACAAACCCUCCUGUUCCUAGAGCCCCGAAACUUGUUGCUUUCUGUGGGGCUGAGCCUGGCACUCUGCAUCCUGUAUUGAAUCAAUGCAGCGUGUAGCAUUCCACACUGAAAUACGGGACGAUCCCGUAUUAUACAAGACAGGUGGCAACCAUACCUGUAUACCUCUGAAUAUUUCUGAAUGGGAGGGUGCUGUGGCAUCUGUUUGCGGGCUUCCCACAGGCAUCUGGUUGGCCACUGAUACUGGAUUCUGGAUUUUGAAGGCCCAUUAGCCUGAUCCAGUAAGACUCUCCUUGUGGCACUGGUGAUGAGCCUGUGGCCCUCAAAGAUGUUUCCGGAUUCCCAUGCCAGCACUGACCAUGAGGCCAGGAGACUGGAGCGCAAUUGCAGGCAGAAACACCUGUUACCGGGGGGGAGGUUCAUGUGAAAGUGGCCGUGCUGCCUGCAGGACAUUCAGGUGUUCUCUUCUUCCAACUAUACAGUGGUGCCCCGCAAGACGAAUGCCUCGCAAGACGGAAAACCCGCUAGACGAAAGGGUUUUCCGUUUUGGAGGUGCUUCGCAAAACGAAUUUCCUAUGGGCUUGCUUCGCAAGACGAAAAUGUCUUGCGAGUUCCUGCGGGGUUUUUUUUCCUUUCCCCCCCUUUUUCCCAAGCCGCUAAGCCGCUUAACAGCUGAUCGCUAAGCCGCUUAACAGCUGAUCCGCUAAGCCGCUUAUCAGCUGAUCCGCUAAGCCACUAAGCCGCUUAUCAGCUGAUCAGCUAAGCCCGCUAAGCCGCUAAUAGCGCUAAUCCGCUAAACCGCUAAUGGGCUUGCUUCGCAAGACGAAAAAACCGCAAGACGAAGAGACUCGCGGAACGCAUUCUUUUCGUCUUGCGAGGCACCACUGUACUUUGAACUUGGUGUGCUUUGGAGUCUUACAUGUAACCUGUGAUUUCACUUUCAUUCCACCAAGGAGUUCAGGGUAGCGUACAUGUCAGUAUUCGUCAAUGUUCUUUUUCUAAACAAAAGUUUUAAUCAUUGAUGCAUCUUCCGUUUCUGUGACUUCAAAUGAUAUUAUACUCAUCAGCCAAGGUCUCAAACUAUUGCUCUUGCUGAAAGCAAGGUGAAAGAGCAAUGUCGUCCAUCUUCCGAGGGUUGAAAAAUCACCUGCUGAGAACUAUUUUUGAAAUUUGAGAACUAUUUUUGAUAACCAAUGAGGAAAGGUGAUCAUUCUACAUCUGGCAUGUGAGAGGUUCAUAGACCUUCACUGAAGAACCCGGAUUAUAUUUGACUUCACUUUCUUCACGUUUGUAUACAUGUUGUUGAUACAUGGCUAUUAUGACAAUCUUUCAGUUCCUGGAUUCAACAAGCCGAAGUUUCUGAAUUGUGCGGGUUUUGUGCAAGGUUGUAUCUUCUAAGUUUUAGAUUUUUGUACCUAAGGGAGGAACUCAAUAUGUUGUCGGUGCAAACAGACCAAUCUCCCCUCGUAAUUAUCGUUAAGGGUUAAGCAGGAGUAUUAUUAAACCAAGAACUUUAUUUAAACAAGCUUUCUUCAACUCCUAACUCUCUCUGAUCCUCCUGCUCUUUGUCUAUAUACCAUAUUUUUUGCUCUAUAAGACUCACUUUUUCUCUCCUAAAAAGUAAGGGGAAAUGUGUGUGCAUCUUAUGGAGCGAAUGCAGGCUGUGCAGCUAUCACAGAAGCCAGAACAGCAAGAGGGAUUGCUGCUUUCACUGCGCAGCGAUCCCUUUUGCUGUUCUGGCUUCUGGGAUUCAGAAUAAUUUUUUUCUUGUUUUCCUCCUCCAAAAACUAGGUGUGUCUUGUGGUCUGGUGCGUCUUAUAGAGCGAAAAUACGGCACUUUCUGGGCCGAAUGACUUCUUGGUAGCUGUUCCCUUAACCUGUGUCUUCCCUCUCUGUGUCAUUAAAUUGAAACUUGAGAUAGACUCCAAUAUGAAGCUGGCGAGAACUCCCAAAAGAAGGGCACCAAUAGCCUGGCAGAACCACUGAAGCUGGAACUGGCUAGUCUAAUAAUAAUAAUAUUAUAAUAAUUUAUUAUUUAUACCCCAGCCACUCUGGGUGGCUUCCAACCAAAGCUCUACAAGCAAAAGGCAUAAUUGCCCCAAGUAGAUAAUACUACAGCAUAGAUCAGCAGCCUAGUUAUUCUCCUAACCCUCUUGCUUAGUUCCACAUACAGUGGUACCUCGGGUUACAAACGCUUCAGGUUACAUAUGCUUCAAGUUACACACUCCACUAACCCAGAAAUUCAGGUUAAGAACUUUGCUUCAGGAUGAGAACAGGAAUCAUGCUCCGGUGGCGUGACGGCAGCAGGAAGCCCCAUUAGCUAAAGUGGUGCUUCAGGUUAAGAACAGUUUCAGGUUAAGAACAGACCUCCAGAACAAAUUAAGUACUUAACUCGAGGUACCACUGUACAUUGAUGCGCUCCCCACCAUGCACUGUUCUGGGGGUUCUCCUGAACCCCCUCCCCCAAGCCAGUGUGAUGAGAGAGGAGGGAAAGCUCCAUGGUGCUAGCAGAAAUCCCCGUGUGGGCUUCUCCUUAGCAGGACCCGUUAGUUGAAUUUAGCCUCGUUUUUUAAGUCUUGCGUUUAUGAGCAAUUUAAAUUCCGCUCUCGUCACAUGCUUAUAUAAACAUUGCAAAUACAUUUCUUCUUGUUUUGCAAUGCAGCUGUUAAGUUGACUUUAUAAGAUGGUGAAAAAUGCAAUAUAUUUUUCAUCUAAGCUUCCCCCCCCCCCUUUUUUUUUUGUUUACCUUGACCUUUGUGGUCUGUGUUCUUUGUUUCUGGUGCGCAGUCAAUUAUAUUUUAUCUCCGUUCUGGUUUGUUUUGGAGAAAGGAAUUGUGCCCAUCUGCCUGUGUGUGUCUGCCUGUGUGUGUGUGUGUGUGUGUGUGUGUGUGUGAGAGAGAGAGAGAGAGAGAGAGAGAGAGAGAGAAUUGGGGAGAGAAUGAAAGAGAAGACCUUUCAUCUCACGCCCUCCACUCUCCAUAUCAUAUCAUUAACCAUUCCAGACAUUCCUGAGCAGAGAGGUCUCCACCUGCAACAGGGACGCCUCAACCUUGGUGUAUCAGGCAAUUUGAAUGCAAAUGAAUUUGGUCUUUUGGUGGGGAGGGGCAGCUUCAAGAGCGGAACAGAAUCCUGAGAGAGACUGAUAAGGGGUGGAAGGAAGGUGUGUGCCUUUGUAGGGGGUUAGGGAUGAGUUAGGAAUGACCAGGCAGUGGAGAUUAACUAAAGAAGAGGGUUGCGUUGUGAUCCUUCUCUCUUUCGCCCCUUUUGCUACGGAUCUCUUCCUGAAGGCGAUCCUGCAUCUGUACACGGGGAGAGGAGGUUGACAAUAUGUUCCAGAAUAAGAGCAGCCGUGCAGAGUAUCCCAAUAGCCUGCCUUUGCUCAGCAUCUCUGCUUUAUAGAGAGGAGCAGGGGUGUGUGGUUUUUUUUGGGGGGGGGCAGGAAGGGCAUAAUAGCUCAGUCAUGGAGCAUGUGGUUUGCAUGCAUAAAACCUCAGCUGGACUUCAGGUUGUAGCAUAGUGCUCAGGAACCAUUUCCAGCCUCCCUAAGUCUGAGGAGGGAGAAAGAGACUGCGUGAUGGUCACCAGCCAUGAUAGUUACGCUCUGACUCUACAGUUGGGGGCAGCAAUGCUUCUGAAUAGGUAAAAGGUAAAGGACCCCUGGGCGGUUAAGUCCAGUCAAAGGCGACUAUGGGGUUGCGGUGCUCAUCUCGCUUUGAGGCCGAGGGAGCCGGUGUUUGUCCACAGAGAGUUUUCCGGGUCAUGUGGCCAGCAGGACUAAACCACUUCUGGCGCAACGGGACACCGUGGCAGAAACCAGAGCGCAUGGAAACGCCGUUUACCUUCCCGCCACAGCGGUACCUAUUUAUCUACUCACACUGGCAUGCCUUCUAACUGCUAGGGCAGGAGUCAAAAAACUUUUUCAGCAGGGGGCCGGUCCACUGUCCCUCAGACCUUGGUGGGGGGUUGAACUAUAUUUUUUUGGGGGGGAAUGAAUGAAUUCCUGUGCCCCACAAAUAACCUAGAGAUUCAUUUUAAAUAAAAGCACACAUUCUACUCAUGUAAAAACACCAGGCAGGCCCCACAAAUAACCCAAAAAUGCAUUUUAAAUAAAAGGACACAUUCUACUCAUGUAAAAACACGCUGAUUCCCGGACCAUUUAGAAGGCGAUUAGGCCAGAUCUGGCCCCCGGGCCUUAGUUUGCCUACCCAUGUGCUAGGGUGACAGGAGCUGGGACAGAGCAACGGGAGCUCACCCCGUUGCGUGGAUUCGAACCGCCGACCUUCCUACCAGCAAGCCCAAGAGACUCAGUGGUUUAGACCACAGUGCCACCCGCGUCCCUGCUUCUGAAUACCAGUUGCUGGAGGCCACAGGAGGGGAGUGUGUUCUUGCAGCCGAGAAUCAUGGGAGCUGUAGUUUGUUAAGGGUGCUGAGAGGGGAGACCCCACCCCAAUUCCCCUCACAGAACUACGGUUCUCAAAGCGGCUUAAGAGUCAAUCUCAGGAGCUCCAGGAAUGAUACCUCUGGGAGGGGAGGGAAUAAAGACAUUUUGGUGCCUGAGGUGACCCAAAAUGGUGUCCCCCUCCCCACCAGGGAAGAAGGGGUGAGUGAAGAUCUACAUCAGGAACACAGGGAGAGGAAGGAAUAAAAAUCUGCAUCAGGAUCUGCUGCCCCUAGGAAUCCUGCCACCCAAGGCUUUACUUUGCCUCAUGUACAGGUCCUUUGCCAAUAGUGCAGGGGUGUUCAUUGGGGCUAAUUCCAAAAGGCAGGGGCCACCACGCUGAAGGCCCUGACCCCUCGGUGGUCUUGAACACAGAUACACCAUGUCUAUCAACACAGAAUCCUGCCUCAAGGCCCACAUUUUUCAUCAAGGAGCCUUUUCACUAGUGUAAAUCAAUUAAUAAAUCACCCUUUCAUACUGUAAUUCUAGAUGAGCAAGCACUGGCCCUCCCAUAUGUCAUUGGACUCCCAUCAUCCCUGACCUUUGGCAAUUCUGGCUGGAGCUGAUGUGAGUUUCAAACACCUGGGGAGGCAGGGUUCCUAACUCUGUUCUACAACAUCUAAAAUCUACUUGCUAGUGUACAAAAAUAAAACAGAAGACAAUUCCUGCCCGCAGGCAUAUAUAACCUAAAUAAGGCAGGCAGACAAGGAGAGUUCUGGGAGGGCCAGUACGAUUUUGAGCACAAUUCAAAGUGUUAGUGCUGACCUUUAAAGCCCUAAAGGUCUUAGGGUGAUAUGAUAGCCAUGUUCAAAUAUGUAAAAGGAUGUCACAUAGAGGAGGGAGAAAGGUUGUUUUCUGCUGCUCCAGAGAAGCGGACACGGAGCAAUGGAUCCAAACUACAAGAAAGAAGAUUCCACCUAAACAUUAGGAAGAACUUCCUGACAGUAAGAGCUGUUCGACAGUGGAAUUUGCUGCCAAGGAGUGUGGUGGAGUCUCCUUCUUUGGAGGUCUUUAAGCAGAGGCUUGACAACCAUAUGUCAGGAGUGCUCUGAUGGUGUUUCCUGCUUGGCAGGGGGUUGGACUCGAUGGCCCUUGUGGUCUCUUCCAACUCUAUGAUUCUAUGAUUCUAUGAUUCUAAACGACUUCGGCCCAGUAUACCUGGAGGAGCGUCUCCACCCCCAUCAUUCAGCCCGGACACUGGGGUCCAGCUCUGAGGGUCUUCUGGCAGUUCCCUCACUGCGAAAAGUUACAGGCAGAGGGCCUUCUCGAUGGUGGCGCCCACCCUGUGGAACGCUCUCCCAUCAGAUGUCAAGGAAAUAAACAACUAUCUGACUUUUAGAAGACAUCUGAAAGCAGACCUGUUUAGGGAAGUUUUAAAUGUUUGAAGUUUUAUUGUGUUUUUAAUAUUCUGUUUAAUAAAUUAGUAGUAGUAGUAGUAGUAGUAGUAGUAGUAGCAAUAAUGAUGAUGAUGAUGAUAGGGCAGGGACGGAAUAGCAUGAUGGGACAGGAAUAGCUUGUCAUUUUACAGGUUGAACAUUUUAAAUGGCUCUUUACAAGAAAAAGGGAGAGAGAGAGCUUUGCUCUUCUUAACCUGGCAACCUUUCUGCAUUAGGAUUCAAACCCCAGAUCCUCAGUUGCUGGAUGCUGGUUUGUGUCCAUAGUGCCAGGCUCUGUGGAUGCUGUUGGUGAAUUUUUAGCCACCCAUAUGCUCAUUGAAGGAGUGGAAGGAGGUGAGGGGUGGGGGGGAGAGCCUUGAGGCCUCCAGGCACAACAUCCCUCCAUCUCCAUGCUCCCCUCCUCUUUGAGCCCAGCUGCUGCCUCCCUCUCUCUGGCACCUAGGCCAAAAGCCAGGCAAGAGUUCCACAUCGCUUCUGCUCUGCGUUUGUGUAAAUGUCACUCCUUCCUGCAGGGAGCUGGGAGAGUGUUUUCCAGGACACAGCGCUGGCUACAGCCAACCAGAGACCUCAGCGUUCUCUCUCCCUCUCUCCCAGCACAUCUCUCUCAAUUCUCCCCAGUGAGAAAACCAAGCUUGAGAAAGAAGUGGGGGUGGAUGGAAUAUAGGGAACCGGAAAGGAUGGAUGCGGAUGGGGAAACGAACCCCCGUGACGCUUGCACACUGCUCUGGAUUCUAAAUUGGCUGCUGCCGCUGAAGAGAGAGAGAAAGAGGAGGGGGAGAUCUAUUUAGUCAUUUGCACGCAGCGGAAUGUGCUGAAUCAUCAAGAAGUCGAGCCAAAGGUGUCGCUGCAUCUCUCACAACACCUCGCAGAGAGGAGGGCUGGUGGAAGGACACCUUUGACAGACGAACAGGCGGGUGGGGUGCCGUAUCUGCUGAGUCCCUUUCUCUUGAAGGGGAGGAGGAGGAGAAGAAGCUUUGCCCGUGAAAGGAACUCACGUUUUUGUUUUGCCCAAAUGUUCUCGGUUUGCCCGCUUCGCUUGAAGAGAUGCUGAUAAUAUACGACAGGCACCCCUGGUAGCAGGAGAGCAAGAGAAGAUCCCUGCUUGCAGUAUAGCCAUCAACAUCAUCAUGAUUUUAUUAUUUAUACCCCUCCCAUCUGGCUGGGUUUCCCCAGCCACUCUGGGCGGCUUACAACAUAUCUAAAAACAUAAUAAAAAUACCAAUCCUUAAAAACUUCCCUAAACAGGGCUACCUUCAGAUGUCUUCCAAAAGUCAGAUAGUUGUUUAUUUCCUUAACAUCUGAAGGGAAGGCGUUCCACAGGGAGGGCGCUUAGUUCCCUGUAACUUCACUUCUCGCAGUGAGGGAACUGCCAGAAGGCCCUUGGAGUUGGACCUCAGUGUCCUGGCUGAACGAUGGGGGUGGAGACGCUCCUUCAGGUAUACUGGGUCAAGGCCGUUUAGGGGUUUAAAGGUCAGCAUCAACACUUUGAAUUGUGCUCCGAAAGAUACUGGGAGCCAGUAAAGAUCCUUUAGGAUCAGUGUUAUAUGGUCCCAGCGGCCACUCCUGGUCACCAGUCUAGCUGCCGCAUUCUGGAUUAAUUAUGGUUUCUGAGUCACCUUCAAAGGUAGCCCCACGUAGAGCACAUUGUAGUGGUCCAAGCGGGAGAUAACCAGGGCAUGCACCACUCUGACGAGACAGUCUAUAGGGUCUCAGCCUGCGUACCAGAUGGAGCUGGUAAACAGCCGCCCUGGACACAGAAUUGACCUGCGCCUCCAUGGACAGCUGUGAGUCCAAAAUGACUCCCAUCUGGUCUUUUAGGGGCAUGGUUACCCCGUUCAGGACCAGGAAGUCCCCCACAUCCACCCGCCCCCUGUUCCCCAAGAACAGUGAUUCACCUGGGGAGCUUCUCCAAUCACCACUGGUCACUGGCUGGGUUUCUACAUGCCCCACCGAUUUUAAAGGUGCAGGAUGGGGCCCCGGAAAGGUGACGACAACCCUACACACAUAUAUUGACUAGUGAUAAGCAGGUGGCUUGUUUUAGUUUCCCUUUCCGUUGUUUCUUUCUUUUUAUUUUCAGAUCUUGAGCGUUCAUAAAUCUUGUUGAUUUAUAAGUCCUGGUGUCACAACAAGGCCAGCAUGUAAUGUUCAGCUGUAGCAGCACAGGCCUGGAACAUACCGUCAGGACGGAAUAGGAGGACUCUAAGAGCCUCUCUCCGGAUAAGCCCUGAGAUUGAUAUUAUGGCUCAGCUGAGCUGCGCAUAAUACGAUUAAGGAGAUGAACUCGGGCGGUUGGUCCCAACAAGAUCUCGGCACCUGCAGGGAUGUGAGAAAUGAGAAAUGAAAGGGCAGAGGCUGGAUUUUCGUAAGGGGGUGGGUGGGUGGGUUGGCGGUCUGGCUGUAGGUUGGGUUGGUUCGCUCUUAGCAGUUGGACUUAGGAUAGGCAUGUAGUUGCGGCUGGAUUUCAGAGUCAUCCACAUCUGUAAAAUGUAGCAAAUCUGUCGGAGAACAGCUAAGUUAACAGAAGAGAAGGAAACGCUCUCUUCCCUUCUCCUAACCAAAAUGUCCUUACAAAAAUUUGAACGUGCUGUCUCCUGCUUUGAACAUACACAUUUAUUUCACAACAGUGGAUGCUGUACAACAGUGGACUUGGAUGAAAGGGUAUUGCUUCUCGUAGGCAACCUGUUUGUUGAGCAUUCAUCCCAAUGGGUUUGUGGAAAAUUCAAGCGAUGUUAAGUCGCGGCAAGUGCCUUUCCACUCUUUUUAGUGUGUUUUCCACUCACUUCCCUUCAAACGUCCAACCUUUGAGAAAGAGGUUUUGUUACACUACACCUCCCAAGUCAGCUACCAUUGCGCAACCUGAAUUUGCCAGGAUGCAAUGGAAUCACACCCCAAAAUAGCAGCACUCUGGAAGUGCCCUAAAACAAUCUAGCAUUCAUAUUGGUUGGCUUGUUUAAUUUAUUAUUAUUAUUAUUAUUAUUAUUAUUUUGGUUUCUAUGGUUUUGUUUGUUUGUUGCCUAAAAAGGAUAUUCUGUUUCUUAAUGUCUGAUGUUUUGUUGUGUUUUUAUAUUAUUAUUCUUUGGCGAUCACUCGUAGCCGAGUAAGAUUGUCUUCCAUGAACAUGGUCUUUACAGUGAGUCCAUAAGUGACUGUGGAGGCCAAUUCUGGAUCCACACGUCCUUCCACAGUGGGGACAUAGGUUUCCAGGUGGAAGUUGAUCAUGGUGUGGGUUUGCCAAGUGUGGCUUCUACUUAGCACGUUUCUCCCUUGCGUCCUGAGUUUGAGUGUCUUCAAAACCCAUGACACCUUUGGUAAAGGCUGUUCUCCAUUGGUGCACUCGCAGGCCAGUGUUUCCCACUUGUCGGUGUUUAUACUACUUUUUUUAGAUUUGCCUUGAGAGAGUCCUUGAACCUCUUUUGUUGACCACCAGCAUUACGCUUAGCAUUUUUAAGUUCGGAAUAGAGUAGUUGUGUUUUUAUAUAUGCCGCAAGCUGCCCAGAGUGGCUGGGGAAACCCAGCCAGGUGGGCGGGAUAGAGCCAUUUAGGUCGACUUAAUUAUUUUAAAAGGUGGAAAAUACAGUGUCUUCUUUAGUUAUAGGUUUUUAAGCCUCUCCCAUCCUCUCGCACCCCAGCCUCCGCCUGAACCUCCUUAGCCGAGAUUUUAAAAGAAUUCCCCUCCUCCCAUUGCUCUGUGUUGUACCUGAGAGUGUGUGUGUGAGUGUGUAUGUAUAUAUAAGCAUCUUGUCAAGGUAAGAAUAGCUAGGAUGAUGACUCACAUUCCUGUCUGGUUCUAGCUAAUGAGCAUCCUUCCACACACCCAGUGCAGGUUUCAUAUGUCUCCAACCAGGCUUGUUCCUCCCUCCACAUUCAGCCCAGGCAGAGGUCCCACAACUGACGUUGUGCUGCAAAAGCAGAGGGUGGUCUACAGAGGAAGGUGUAUACACGACACCCCACACUGUAUCAGCAGCACACAAUCUGGUGAACGAGGCCUGAGCCUCUGGCGGAGUGGGGUGGUGAUGGGGAACCUGCAGCCUCCUCUCUUCUUUAUCCUCAACCCCGUGACGCAGUCUGACCGACUGCUGAAAAUGAGUUGGAGUCAAUCAAGCACCUCGAUAUGAGUGAACAAAAAGGAACUCUUUGGCUGCUGUCAUGCCUCUGGCUGUAGGAUCCCACACAGCGGAAACAGGCAAAGCAGAUUAUGCAGACAAAAGCGUGGUCCGGGAGACAGAAUAUUCUAUACCUGCAGCAUCACUUGAUGGAUGCCUAUGCAAAUCACCCCACCUUUUCUCUUGCAAUCCACCAAGAUCGGGGCUGCUGGUAGCAAUCUGCAGAAGUAAUUAAAAACUAAGCGCCCCUAAGCACACAGAGAGUGCAUUUCCUUUGCAAAUGAGUAACCGUGGUUUGUCGCCAUACAAGAGGGUUUCUAUGGGGAAAGUGGGGUCUGCUUCGAGCGUAGGUUCAGCUCCGGCUCCUUGUUCUUCAGAAAUGAAGCAGCAAUCUAAGGAAGGAGAAUCUAUCAUGUCACCAGCCCCUUUCCCCUGGUGUUUAGUCUAAACAUGCAUUCCUAUAGUUAAAAAGGAUUUUCUUCUUGGGCUGGUCUUGGUUGUUAACGGGAAAAUCCGAGGGCUCCCUUGGACAAAAACAAAGACACCAACCAGGAUAACUUGGAGCAAAACAGCAGCCUGUAAGCUUGGCCUUUAUUGAACUGUUGCAACAGGGUGCUCCCCUCACUUGCAGGAGAGAGGAAAGACCCAGAAAAAAAUGGUGUGCAAGGUCUUAUAAAGACUUUUGAAAUUCCCAUCCUGUAGAUCAAGCCCACCCCCAGAAACAUCAUGCAUACAUCACAGAAAGGAGGGGUUGAGGGAGGAGUUGUGGUGGUAACCUGAGUGUCCUGUCACCUGGCUGGGUCCCCCUUUCCCCCUCUCCAUGAGUACUUUCCAGGUGACAGAGGGGAGUUUGCAGUUUCCUGCCCCCAGAGGGAAGAGCUGAUUAUUGUCCUUUGUUCCAGUCCAUGCCAAAUCCACUCCCAUAUGCAAGUUCUUUGUGAUCUUGAUGGUCUUCUGUCUAGGACCAUCAGGGUUGGCAUAGCAACUGGGCAGGGCUCCUGUGUAUGUGCUGGUAUGCUCAAGGAUUAUGGCUGCCCUGUAUCAAACCUUUCCCAUUUUGUAGUCCUUCCUUCAUGGAGUAAAAUAAAAGUGGAACAGUGCAAAUCCGAUGUAUGGUUGAUUUUCUAUGAAUUUAUAACAGAAGCGUAGCAUAUGUAGUGUGUGAGUGUGAGUGUAUGUGAAGGUUGUACAAACUGAAUGAUUGGGGGGGGGUGUUUCCUGCUACAGGUGGAGAGGGUCAAAGCAACAUCUCCUUUCCGGGACCCUUUAAAAUAUUAGGAGACUGUUGUCCUAUCUCCUUUCAAUAUGUCCUGUUAAAUAGCUUAAUGCACCUAUUUUAGUCUUCCGUCAUACAUUUUCCCACCAACGCUAAGGCUUUUAUGUAUAUCCUACAGCACAACGACAUCCAGAGAAGCUUAGCCUCUGUCUCAAAAAAAAGGUUUCUAGACCUUAUGAAUGUAAGGAUAGAACCUGAAAACAUGUGAGCAGUACCUGAGCCCUUGGAUAGCAGCUGAGUAAGGCUUUCAGGGGUCAGAGGGCAGGAUGUGAAUUCUUUGCCAAGCUCCUGGCACUGCUGCCCCCCUGCCCCUUAGCAUUGGGCAGAAUAGACGCAUGCAUGCAUGACAAACUUAAAAGUGCAUAAUAUAGUAGUGCAAGCAGUCUCUGGUGCAGAAUUUGGGUUAUGUAAGCGAGCUUGAGAAUUUGCAUAGAAUAAAGUAUUGUUGUGAGAGUCGGAGGCUGAAGGGCUGGACUAGAGCCUGUCUUAAAAGUCCCUUGGCAAAGCUGCCAGGUCCCUCCUUCGUCGUGAAAACAACAGGCAAAUGGUCCAAAAGGCCUCUAUCUGUGCAACCCUUAGAACUGAGGAGGGUGACUUCCUUGCACCUGCAUAGGAAACCAAGGGCUGAUUUUGAGAAAGAGAGGAGCAGAGAUCUGCCUCUGGGCUCUGUGAGUAUCUUAGGACGCUACGUCGCCCUCCUGCUAGAGAUCUGAUGUGGAAGCCGUGAACUGCAGCUGCCUGUUCGGAGUGUUUCAGCUGCACCUCCACCUAUGCGCAACCUGCAUAUUUGCAAACAAACACAAAUGUCGCAAAAUGCUGAAAAGGCCUCUAGUGACCUCCUUGUAUGAAGGGAACCAAACCUGGGAAAGAGCCGAACCCCUUGGAACAUGGUUUGUGGGGGAAGCCUACCUGUAUAUACCUGUUAGACGUCUUGCAGAGGUCCCGGCUCCUUUCCAGACUGCAAAGCAGAGCAAUUGAUUUCAGCCCUGUUGCGUUAACCACAUGCCUCCCCCCCCCCAUUUAUUUCUUUGUUCCAUCCAGCUCUCUGCCUGGUGCUGGGCUGCAUGAUAUUCCCAGAUGGCUGGGAUUCAGAGACCGUCAGGGACAUGUGUGGGGAGAAGACGGGCAAGUACUCGCUGGGCGACUGCUCCGUGCGCUGGGCUUACAUCCUAGCCAUCAUUGGCAUCUUGAAUGCCCUCAUCCUCUCCUUCCUGGCCUUUGUCCUCGGCAACCGGCAGAACGACCUGCUUCACGAGGAGCUCAAAACAGAGAACAAAGGUGAGUGUCGCUGCCCUCCCCGUGCCCCUCUGUGAUGCAAGCUCUGAAGCAGAUAUUGGGAGUGCAUAAGGUAGAGCUUUGGAAAGGAGGUGUGAGGGCUCUGACAAGGUCCCAGAGUCCUCCUGCCUCCUUCCCAAAGCAUAGUUAGUGCUUCCCCAGCUUUUAGGAGGAGGUGGGAGGGUGACAAGCCAAAGUGCGGCCCACGAGUUGUGUGUAGAAGUACUCUUGCGGCCCACUUGCUAUGAACAGUUGGGCAGCCCUUAGAUAGAGGGAGCCUACCUUUCCUGGCGCUGUGGGUUAAACCACAGAGCUUAGGACUUGCCGAUCAGAAGGUCGGCGGUUCGAAUCCCUGCGACGGGGUGAGCUCACGUUGCUCGGUCCCUGCUCCUGCCCACCUAGCAGUUCAAAAGCACGUCAAAGUGUAAGUAGAUAAAUAGGUACCGCUCCGGCGGGAAGGUAAACGGUGUUUCCAUGUGCUGCUCUGGUUCGCCAGAAGCGCCUUAGUCAUGCUGGCCACAUGACCUGGAAAAACUGCGGACAAAUGCCAGCUCCUUGGCCUAUAGAGCGAGAUGAGUGCCACAACCCCAGAGUCGUUCAGGGGUCCCUUUACCUUUACCUUUCCUGAGAAAUAACUUCUAGGUUCACCUUUAUGCUCUGGUGAAGCACAGUCCAAAAAGGUGAGGAAGGGCAGAAACCUUCUCCAUCCCUGGUCCAAGAAGGGCAUCAUCCUCACCCUGCCACAUGACCAAUCUCGCAAAAACCCAGUGCUCGCAAGGGUUCCCUAUCCACCUAAACAGGCUGGCAGAAGUUGCCGCGUGUCGUUUUCUUUGCAAGUUUGCAAAUUGAUAUCUAGCGUGGAAUUCAGCAUGCCGAGAAUUUUGCUAAUUUUUUUUUUUUUUGAAAAUAAUAUUUAUUACUUUCCCAACAAUUUAAACACUACAAAAAAAAGAAAAGGAAAAAAAAGAAAAAAGAAAACAAAACAAACAACAACAAAAAAUACAAUACAAUACAAGAACAACACAUUAAACUAACAAAAUAAAACAAAAACAGUUUAAAACACAUCAAAGGAUUUCAAUAUCUUAUCUUUCAUUCACUUAUUUCAAUGACCUCCUCACACCUCCCUUUUUGUAUUCCACUUCUGUUAGUUGUUUCAGCAAUUCCUUUCCAUCUUCCUCUGCUUUCCAUCCUUUAAUUAUCUUAACAGAUUCUAACCUUAUUUUUCCCUUUAAUACUCUAUUAAUCUAUUUAUACUUAAUUCCUUAUAACAUUUCUACUAAAGCCAUAUAACUUCAUUCCAGCAUUUUUCUAACAUUCAUUAAUUUUACAGUAUUUCUGUAAAUAGUCUUUAAACUUUUUCCAGUCUUCUUCCACCGACUCUUCUCCCUGGUCUCGGAUUCUGCCAGUCAUUUCCGCCAAUUCCAUGUAGUCCAUCAACUUCAUCUGCCAUUCUUCCCGGGUGGGUAGAAUUUUGCUAAUUUUCCUGCCUCCCAUGGCUAUAGAUAAUUUUAAAGACAGCCAGGGGCAGUUUGCGGAAUCUCAAAAGCCAGCGGGGUGUCUGAAGAGAACCCACCCAAUACACACUAGCAAGGGGGUGGGCUUCAGGUGUUGCACCCCUCAUUAUUUGCCCCUCCCCAUAAGCAGAAGGAGACCUGCAUGGAGGAAACCAGAGGCGUGUUUGUUUAGUAUGUGUGAUCUGUUCAGAUCAGAGAACUGUGUUGCAGGUUUUUAUUGGGUGCAGCGUGCAUGCAUAUAGCAUAUUAAAGCUGUGCCCUCAAUAAGUGAAAUACGUCUUACACAAAACAGAAGCAGUUCAUUAUAUAUACCAAAUUUAGGAAACCUUUGGCCCUCCAAAUAUUGCUGAGCCGCAGCAAAUAUGGCCAGUGUUCGGGGAUGGUGGGAGCUGUAGUUCAGUGACAUGUGGAGUAUCAAAGGCUCCCCACACCUGAUUAUAUACACCAGGGAUAGGCAAACUCGGGCCUCCAAAUGUUUUGGGACUACAACUCCCAUCACCCCUGACCACUGGUCCUGUUAGCUAGGGAUGAUGGGAGUUGUAGUCCCAAAACAUCUGGAGGGCCAAGUUUGCCUAUGCCAUACACACACACACACACACACACACACACACACACACACACUCUCUCCUUCAUGAUGAAGGCCAGACUAACUUUCAUUUUCAUCCAAUACUGCUCCCACCCAAGGAAGUAGUUGCUGCAAGGGCUGGAAAGGCAAGAGAAGGUGCACCAUUACGUUUACAAAAAUGUGAAGCAUGCAUAAAAUGCACACAUUCCUGAAAAUAACCUUUUAGAAAUGCAUUACGAGGCGAAAGUGCUUUUAAAAAAUGUGUUCACGGUUAUAAAAUGCUGUACAAAUGUCUGUAUUAGGAGAAACCCCUGCUAAAAUGCUUUUGAGUUUUCGUUGCAGUUGUACCUCGGUUGCCAAAUGGGAUCCGUUCCGGAAGUCCGUUCAACUUCCGAAAACGGUUUGACAACCAAGGAGUGCGGCUUCCGAUCGGCUGCAGGAGCUUCUUGCACUCAAUCGGAAGAUGCAUCGGACGUUCGGCUUCAAAGAACGUUUGCAAACCGGAACACUCACUUCCAGGUUUGCAGCGUUCAGGAGCCAAAACGUUCGAGUCGCAAGGCAUUCGGGAUCCAAGGUAUAACUGUAUUUGUAUCAGUGCCGGAUUUACAUAUAUGCUAAACAAGCUAUAACUUAGGGGCCCACUCUCUUGGAGGCCCCUCAAAAAAUUAAAGGGGAAAAAACUGGAUGUACAUUUCCAAAAUAUAAGAUAAAAAGCAAAUUAAAUAAAACCUACAUACAGUGGUACCUCUGGAUGCAAACGGGAUCCAUUCCGGAGCCCCGUUCGCAUCCUGAAGCGAAUGUAACACUCAACUGCAUGUGCGCAGGUCACGUUUUGCCGUUUCCGCGCAUGCGCGUGAUGUCACUUUGAGCGUCUGUGCAUGCGCGAGCAGCGAAACCCGGGAGUAACACGUUCCGUUACUUCCGGGUUGCCGCGGAGCGCAACCUGAAAAUGCUCAACCUGAAGCGUAUUCAUCCCAAGGUAUGACUGUACAGCCACAGUGGCAAAUGGCUUUAGAUACCUAUUAGGUCCAUAAAUUACCAUAUAGCAUAUAUUCAACUAAAAAAAAACCAGUGACAAUUUGUUGUUGACAAAGGACAGCUGGACAUAUAAAGGGCCCCAUUACCUUCAGUAGCUUGGGGCCUCAUCAAACCUAAAUGCGGCUCUGAUUUAUAUAUAUAACAAACUGAUGUGGAAAUGUGAGAUCUGAAUUAAGACUAGAAAAAAUUAAGAAACUGAGAGAAACUGAAAUCGACGGACUUUCCCAUCCCUAUAUACAGACUUAGGAUCUCUCUCACACACAGAGACCAUUUGUGCUCUUUAAAUCAGCCUCCCAGCCCUCCACUUUUGGACCAAGGUGCAUUCAAACUCCAGGGUUCUGCUGCUGCCACUCUGAGUCCUUUAGGCCAUGGAGGGAAAACAGCGGCCACCUUCUGCUUCUGCUUCCCCUGGCCUUGCCGAGGCUUGGGUGGGAGCCAGGGAAACCGAAGGUGCCUAAUUGGAAAUGUAAUUAAUCAUAAUAAAUCUCCUGGCCUCCGGGCUUGGUCCAUCUGUUCGAAUCAAGACAAGGCAGUCUCGCCAGCCAGAACCCAAGUGCUUGAGCAGCAGUCACUGCUGCUGGGAGGGAACCGCGAGCCAAGCAAAUCCCUGCUUUUUGUCGAUGCACAGAGAGAAAAACAAAAUAUUCCUUGUGCACACUUGUCCUGAGGUCAGUAGAUCCUGCAGCAACCCACUCGUCUGCGGACCCUACAGUGACUGCCUCCGAAAACAAUUACCUUCCCCAGGUCUUUUUCAAACAAGGGAUGAAUAAGUCACAUUAACCCUUUCCCAACCCAAAUUAAGCAGCCUUGUAUCCUUUCCUUUGUUUGCUAGCUUUGCAGCAAUUCCUUAUUCCCGAGCAUUUAUCAGCAAUAAGUCAGCGAUAAUUUGCAGAGCUGCUUCUCCUGCAGAUCAAGUGGAUUUUAAAGGCAGAGCUUGCAAGAGCUGGUUGGAAGAGUUGGCAGACUUUGUCCAACCUCACAUGCCAUGGGGCAAGGGAGAAAAGAAAAAUAAAUAUUGCUGCUGCAGCAGCAACAGCGGCAGCAGCAGGAAGACAGGUGGUGUCCUUUCUGCUGUCCCUCUGCUUUUUUGUGUUUUUUUAAAAGGAAUAGCUGCACACUUCUGUGCUGGAGUUGUAGAGCAAAAUAAAGUCUCCACCGGAAAGUAUUCCCCAAUGAAAAAUGAAAUUAAUCUUCAGUAAUAAAACAAAAACAGAAAGCCGCAACACUGAAACACAAACUGCAGAAUUGUUUAAAACAGAGUGGUAGUAGCAGCAGUAAUAAUAAUAAACUGAAAAUCCCAUUGAACUUAAUGGUGCCCGUUUCUGAACAUUUAUAUCCCAUGAUUAGGCUGAAAGUCGCAGAGCAUCAAGGGGUGCUUCUUGUGACAUUUGCACCACCACACCCCACGAGGCAAUCAGAGCAGCCAAGGAAGCUUUUGAGUGAAGAAAUAAGUCUGCUAGGGAACCCCUGGAAGCCAGAGCUCAACCCUAACCUUCUCUUUUUAUAUUUUCAACAGAUUUUGUUGGCACUGCGGUAAGUUCUUUGUGUCGGUGUGGCCUCGCGGCCUGGUCUGUGCUACACCUGUUAGUGGAGGCCUAGCCUAGUUCUGUCAUGUCCCUGUCCACAUAUCUGUACUGUGUUAGGAGGAGACUACCCCACUUUUUGUCUUAAGAGAGUGAGAGUGAGAGUGCGAGAGUUGAGUGUACGGACACACAUUGAUGUUCCAUGCUGUCUCACCCGUCUACCCCUCUCCUCUUUGUCUGGGGAAAUGGGAGCUACAAGUAGGCAGAUUUGCGGGCUCUUUGUGUUGCUGCAAGCCCAUGUUCCCCUGACUAUCUGUGCACAUACAGUGCUCAGGAUGUGAACCAGCCCAGGGGGGUCAUGGCACUGCGUCACUGCAGUGUAUAGCUCUCAACACUUCAAACUCAGACAUCUCCAGUCAUUGCAGCACCAACAUCUGGUCUCACUAUAUACAGCUGUGAGAUUAGGAUCUAGGCACACCCCACAUGGGCAGGUGGAAGAUCGCAAUGCCACUUCAACAACCCUCCCUGCCGUCUCUCACUCAGGGGAAACACCACCAAACCAAACUUCCCUUCUUCCAGGCUAUCACCCUGGUCACAGGCCUGUCGCCUACAGUGCUGGGCCGACAAUUCUGUAUCCUGACUUGGCGGGGUGCCCCAUAUCUCCCUGAAGGAACAACCUAAAGGGAAAACACCCUUUGGUGUCUAUCCUGCCUCACAGAGCAGAGCCCGUCCUUUAACUAAGGCAGGCUCUGGAGCACACACCCGGCAGGCUUAUCUGCUACUAAUAUAUAAGGAAGUUGGUGCCGUUUAAAAAAAAUUGGUCAUCAGAUCAUUUGCCCAGUCUCAUACGCGGACAGAAAUUAGAUUCGGAUGCAGAUUGAGUGCACACAUGCAGUCUUGCACACAGGCAAAUGCUUCUUGUUCCUUCAACUGCAUCACUUUGUUAGAGAACAGUUCAGAGUGACUUUAAUUGAGGAAGUGGGGCUAAAUUGACACCUUGAUUAUCAGGGCCUGGAAUGGUCCAUCAGCCUGGGGUUAAGACGAAGCAUAGCAACUUGAGCUGAGGGCUUGGUGGGGAUAAACAUAACUCCUUUGUUAGCAUUUGUGUACAUCACAAUUCUGUAUAACAAUUGAACUGAGUAUUGGGGCACAGAACUAAACAUUCUCAAUUUCAUUUAAAAAAAAAGAUCACCACUAAGAUUCUAGCCCAGGCUUCCUCAACCUCGGCCCUCCAGAUGUUUUUGGCCUACGACUCCCAUGAUCCCUAGCUAGCAGGAUCAGUGGUUAAGGAUAAUGGGAAUUGUAGUCUCAAAACAUCUGGAGGGCUGAGUUUGAGGAAGCCUGCUCUAGCCACUAUGGCUGUGAAGAUAAGCUUGAAAGUGCCUAGUGAAACUGACAUCUUAGAAGCUUUUGGAGUGGGGAGGGCAUCCAGGGACAACAGCCAGGGUCGCACAAACCUCCUAACCCCUCCAUGCAAAUGGCAGGAAAUCUAGCAGCUGUCAAAUCGCAUAAGGUACUAUCCACAGAAUUCAGCAUUCCUCGAUGCAGGGUUUGGGCUUAUGUUGGAUGCAGAAUUUUAGCUGUUCUCUCCACCGCUGCCACCACCGCCCGCCCCAAGCAAGAGUACAUACAGCACUCCUAUUGCCAGCUUUUGUGCAGUCUUGUUUAUAUUGGUGACGCUCUUGUGUUUUCUCCUCCGCAGAGGAUAUAAUGUAGAAGAGGCAGGGGGGCCCUUCUCUCCUUGGUAUCUGGAUUGAACUCUCUCAUCCUUCCUCCUCCCUCCCCGCCUCCCUCACUGCCUUUCCUUCGCUGCUGCCAAUGGGGGGGAAACGUCCAACUCGAAGCCUCAGAAUCUGCAGACCUCACCUGCGUGCCACUUCCGGAGACACGUCCAUCCCUCAUGAUUUGCCAGCUUUGGCCUCUGCCCCCUCUGCUGAUUGGCUGCCGAUGGAGGAGAGUGUGACACCGGUACCCCUACCCUUACCCCAAACCUACCACAUUGGGGGACGAGGCGAUGCGCACACUCCGACCUGGUGUUUCAAGGAAGUGACGCCCCUGGGACUUUUUAACACGUUCUUUUCAAAGGGAUCCCAGCCUUUCCGGGAAAAGCUUCCACGGCGUUUCCCAGUACCCUCUUUCCGAAGAACCAACCAAGAACUGGUGCCAAGACGCUACCGCUGCAACAGACUCUGCCAAGGCCACCUCCUUGCCAAGUCUCUCUCCAUUUUUAACCUUUCAGCAACUUUGCCCGCCCUCCGGCCCACGGGGGGCCGCCCGGCGCCUGAGACUGGCCCAUUUGAUACUUUUACAUGUAAAUUUAAAUUGUCUCUGAACAGGGUAAGGUGAGCCCGAAUCCCCACCCCCGUUCCCUUUGGGGAUUUCAGCCACCAGAAAACUUUUGCAUUCUCCACUCAUCCUGCCCAGGUAAUGCAGCUGUACCACGAAGGGGGGACUGGGGUGGGGUGGGAGGAUCUGGGUUGGCUAGCUGGCUUCUCUCUCCAGCCGCUGCCAUGGGGUGCGACAACAUCUCUGCCUGUAGGGUGACUCCUCUAAACACUGAAUGUAACCCUUGGGCCUGGAGAACGAGCGGAGGAAGGGGGUCGCAGCAAAGGUGGGAAGCAAAACUUCCCUCUUGCUUGCCAGCAGGGUGGGCACCUUGCCAGUUGAGUUCCGAGGUCCGUGCCAAAUAGCAUUUUCCUCGAACCUGGUGUCUGCAUGGGGUGGGGUCCAUGCUUUACUUCCCUCGCUGGAACCAGUAUUACAACACGGGAGGAGGGCGAGGCAAAGCAGGAAGUGGGUCAGAGCAGAAUUCCAGCUCCCCUAACUCGGGAUAUAAUCCCAUAGGGCAGGAGGAAUUUCUGGCUGCAGGAAUUUGUGCCCAAACCCCACCCCCACCCCGCUAUGGCAUGGUAUUCUGCGUUGUAAUUGCGAGAGGCAAAUGUCAGCAAACAACCUCACAACGCCCUCCCCACCAGAACUGUGAUCCUCCAUUCACGAUCGCCCCUGCUCUUGGUGGCAGCUGAAGACUAGGGCAGAAAUGGGUCUUCUUAGACGUUCGGACAACUGUGCCCCCACCCGCCGCCCCAACCAUCCAGACAGCAGUGUAGCAGCUAAUCCGUCCCCGCGGUUUGAGCUGAAUAGAGAGGUAGUUCCACCGGUGCAGCUAUUUUUGCCCUGUCCAGUGUAGCCAUUGAAGAACUAUAAAACACACGUCCAUGCCUCUCGCUAGCUGAAGCGGAAGCAGGCUUCAGGGCAGAGCUAGGCCUCAAACCUACCAGGAAGAGGGACCUGCAGAGAGCAGGGGUGCCCGGGUGGCGACACGGACGGACGUGCCAUUUCAGCCUGUGCAAAAGCGCCCCCUUCCUUUCACACAGCCCACCAGCAGCAGCUAUUGACAUUAUAAGGAGCCUGUAGGACCGUGAAGCGAGCUUAGAGCAGCUUCACAAAGAACCAAGGGCCUGAAAAAGCAGAAAGAAUCUGCUCUGGGCAGAGCCAGAUUGGGUCAAGAGGAAGGCGAAAAGAAAAGGAGUCUGGAUUUAAAAAAAAAAUAAUCAAAGAAAAAACCUAGAGGGAGGGCCUAAGAAAAUCCAAACGGCAUCCUGCGUAGUAGUAAAAAAGAUAAAACAAUUGACUAUUUGCCUGCCCUGUAACGGUGCUCCCAAGAUCUGUUGCUUGGGGAAGGCUGCAUCACCUUGCCUAAUGGUAGGGCCGGGCCUGAAUUAGUGGCAUGAAGGACCCGGUUGGAAACAAGCGAAAAGAGCAUGUGGGAAAGGAGUGCAUGGGCUCAAAAAGCUGGUGGGCCAUAAAGGGCCAAGGAUUGGGGGUGAGGAAAGAACAGCAGGAGGCCUGUGAAUGGAUCUCCAGCUAUUUAUAGCAACCAAGAAAGAAACCAGUUGGGACUGUGGCUCUAGUGGACGGCUAACUCUUUUCCCAAUACUAUUUUCCUGGUGACAAUUCCUCCCUCCAAAGGUGUUUUUUGUCCCGCUGAGGGAAAUUUACCUUUCCUAUAGGUAAAUUGCAGCUUUUGUGGGGGGGGUGUUGAUAUUCACCAGAAAAAUGUCACUGGAGGAAAGGGUUAAUCACCCCAGCACCCAUGAGCCCAACUGGAUGCGCCCCACCCAGCCGCUAAAAAUUAAAAUUAAAACAAAGAGUUUUAAACAAAUCACUGUGGGAAACACGGUAAGAAACCGAGGGAAGAUUCACCAGUGUGGGAGACGUAGCGCACGACGUAGCAUGGCCAUGUCACUAUGUUUGCCAAAUAAUUAACACUUAAGAGGCCACUCAAACAUUGCCAACACGGGAACCAAAAGGGUUGUGCGGUUACAUCCUGUUAUGCUCAAGUGCAAUGAUAACCAGCCAUCAAGUAUCGCGGUUUAUGCAGAAGUGCCAAAGGAACUGGCUGGCUCACCCGAGGACAUUUGACAAGCCUCUGUGGAGAGCAAACCUCCCUUCCAUGACCUCAGAAAAGCCACAGCCAAAUUAUGAGGGGAGGAAUGACAUAAAUAUAUAUAUAUAUGUGAGUUUAGCCCUUCAGAAGCCACUCUUUAAAGCGAAAGGCCUCAAUGUAAACCGAACUCCGUGGAACUAACUUCUGAGUAUCCACUGACACGAUCGGCCUUUAAAUCUCAGCUCUCUGCAACGUUAGGGAAUCUCAGCAAGAGAAAGGGACAGAGCUAAACUAGAUUAAAGGCUUGCCCAGCCAUGUAGGCCCAGGCACAUACACCCUUAAUAUUCUCAGCCCAACUUUCCCAUCGGUCGUUCUAGGAAAGUCCAAAAUAUAAUCGGUAAAGGUUAUCUGGUAGCUUGGACCGAAGGAGCGGCGUUAGCCUGCAACUCCCCAAGCCACUAGGGUUCGUGAGCAUACUGUCAGCCACCAGAGGACAUUUACCCUACGUUGGGGGGCGGCAGGGAGGGCGAGAUGUGCCCUUGCGCCCGUUACGUGACAUGUGCGGGAAGAAUGGGAUCGAUGGAAAUGGCAAGAUUGGUGGAGAAGGGAAUACAGUAGCUGUAAUAUAUAUCUGUAUUUUAGUACAAAAAAAAAGUUUGAUACAGUGUUUCACAAAACCUUAAGCGG
Messenger RNA from Podarcis lilfordi (Lilford's wall lizard), 58317 nucleotides. NCBI's taxonomy places the organism in Eukaryota, Metazoa, Chordata, Lepidosauria, Squamata, Lacertidae. The record is from the annotation of a GenBank genome assembly.